Molecule: messenger RNA, 73315 nt
Organism: Xyrichtys novacula (pearly razorfish)
Lineage: Eukaryota; Metazoa; Chordata; Actinopteri; Labriformes; Labridae
Source: the annotation of a GenBank genome assembly
AUGGUCUGCCUGUCCGGGUUCAGCUGGGUCUUCUUGAGCGCUCUCCUGCACCAAGCGGCACCCUGGGGCGCAAGGCGAGCGGAGAGACCCAGGCAGUGCGACACACCGAAGUCGGUGAGUGGAGUUUUGGCACUUAAUCAAUUCCAUGACACAGAGUAUUUUACUACAUUGAGGUUUAGCGGUACGUAAAAUUUGACCAUUUCUGCGGUUUGGAGUUCCGGCGACAAAAUGGGGUGACACUUGUUCUCUAAAUUAUCAUUAAGUACUCUUUUCAUGAUAAUGAGGGGAUACUAUUUUUAAAGUUUACAAUAUCUUAGAAUUUUCAUAUGAAGCUGUUAAAGCACCCCAGUUUAUCAUCGCUGAGCUGUUUAAGGUCAAGGGUUAGGAUUUUUACUUAAAUUAAAAAAUAUCGUCAAGUUUUAAAAGAGGAAAUUAGCAUUAAGAAAAUAUGAAUGUACGUUUUUUUACGUCAACAACAACAAUAAUAAUAAUAAUUCUAAUAAUAAUAACAAUAAUAAUAAUAAUAACAAAGAUAAUAAUGAUAAUAAAAGUCAUAUGAAAUUGUGGUAGGCCUACUCUUGAAACGGCCCAUAAACUCCCUUCCCAGAAGAGAUCUGAGGCUUAAAUGAAAACAGUUGCAGAGAGAAAUCGUUACCACGCGCCAACUUUAUGGCUGUUUAUGUGACAAACGCACGUGAGGAACACCCACGGGUGACACGACUCGGUUUGGCGAGGUUACAUCCACCUUUUACGCACGAUCCUGCUUUUACGCAACAUACAUAAACACAUUGGUGGGGAGUUGCAGGCAGAUAAUGUAAGUGCAUUUGUGUGCUUGUCCCUUGAACGCACCCUCCACAUGACAGGAGCCAAUCACAUUAUGACUGUUUAAUUCUAACCCCAACACCAACAUAAACGGCCUCCGCAGCAACAGGCACCUUUUUAAACUCAGCACGCAUCAUAUGGAGCUGUUUGGAGAUCACAGGUUUUGUGUCUGUGUGUCCUGAUGUGUGCGGGUAAUGGAUCUGCUGCCAGGUAUCACCAAGGAAUCCAGCUCCCUCUCUUCGUGUGAUUUGUAAUGCGUCAGUACAGUGCUCUCUGUUUUCUGUUAGGAGUAAUUACCCCCAUAAAAAAAGGCAGCCCUGCGCGUCGAAAGUCUCCAGAGAACAGUCCACGAAGAUUUAAGCAGAGGGGAUCUCCUCUUUUCGUAUGACACGACCACACUUUCCGUGUCAAAAAGCUUUCAUUUAUGUGCAGGGUUUGGCGCACGGUUGCAAGUUAACAGACGAUAAAAAGUGGCGCUAUCUAAGGUCCUUGUGGCAGAAAUAUAACAAAGAAUUCCUCUCAUGCCCUCCAAACUAUUCCAGUUUGACUCAAAUCAAAUAAGUACAAGAGCUGUUCAACAGUUCCAUUUUAUCAGCAGGGAAAGAAACCGCUUUAAAAUUAAAUAAAGCGCUCUGGAUUGACUUUGUGCAGAAUCAAAUUGCUGCAGAUAUUGCUGCCCAAUCAUUGUAUUUAAUUGUAAUGUUAAGAGAGCAUCCCACAAGAGGACUUCACUCACUCCUGGCAGCAAAUUCAACAGUUUAAAAGGCAGCUUUGGCAGUGCAUCAUCGCUGGAACACAGCUGAAGGAAACCUUGAUUAAAUUUGAGAAAUAAACAUUUUCUAAGAAUAACUUUAUUUUACAGUAAUGGGUUUCAUCCCUCAAAUGCCUGAUUACAGUGUGUCUCAGAAGCCAGAAGUUUGAUACUGUUUAUAGAAGUUAAUCCUUUUUCAUAUUUGAAUAAUGCCAACAUCAAAGUCUUUGCACAUGCACAGCACAUUUACAGAGCACUUAACAAGAAACAUACUUUAGAGCAAUAUGGCCUUACGCUCAUUUGAUUUCAUUUCCAUUGGGACAUUGUUUUAUGUGAGGAUAACCACACCAGACAAACACUUCCUGUUAUAUAAAUCAUUGAGGUCAAAAACUGUGCCACACUUGUGGCUGUCAGCAGCACAUCUCCUUACUAUGGUGUAAAAAAAUCUCACAAACAAAAGUAUCAGAGUGGGGUCAGGACUGAGAGCAGGUUUCUUUCAGCUUUUGGCUUUUAUGAGCUCCACAGCAGUAUAUUUGCGCUGCACUCUCGAAAAUACUUCCCAGGCCGAAAGAGGCUUUGGCAACCAAGGUAUGCACCUCAACAAUACACUGGGGUCUGUUUACAGCCAGAAGGCCCCUCUAUAAACCCACCGCCUGCACCACAGCGGCCAUCGCAGCACAGCCUCGAGCUCACAAAGCUUUCUAUUCCCCCCGCUGUCAUCUCAAAAUGGUAUUUCAAUCUUUAACUUGUUGACCUGAGAAUAUGAGCCGGUAAACCACAACAGAGAGGGAAAGUGUCACAUUUAGUUUAAGGACAAGUUGAAUUGCUUUGACAUGAUGGUUUUGGCUUUUUUGUUCUUUUUUUCCUCUUCCUCUACGUCUUCCUCUUUUCCAGCAAAGUGACAUGAACUCUUUCCUGUGGAGAGUCAAUCGCGCACCUCCUCACCCGCCAUCUUACUUAUUUGGAACCAUCCAUGUGCCCUACACUCGUGUCUGGGAAUUCAUUCCUGAUCAAUCCAAGAAAGCUUUCCACAGCAGCUCCAAUGUUUUCUUCGAGCUGGAUCUGACAGACCCUCUGACCAUCUCCAAGCUGACCAGCUGCCAGCUGCUCCCGCAUGGGGAAAACCUGCAGACGCUGCUACCUCGAGACCUGUACCGCCGCCUCAAACGCCACCUGGACUAUGUCAAACACAUGAUGCCGUACUGGAUGACGCCAGACCAGCGAGGCAGGGGCCUGUAUGCCGACUACCUGUUCAACGCCAUAGCGGGAAACUGGGAGAGGAAGAGGCCUGUGUGGGUGAUGCUGAUGGUGAACUCGUUGACAGAGUGGGACGUUCGGUCCAGGGGGACGCCUGUGCUGGAUCUGUUCUUGGCUCAAGAGGCUGAGAGGAUGGGGAAGACAACAGGAGCUGUGGAGCGGGUGGAGGAGCAGUGUCACCCGCUGAAUGGGCUCAACUUCUCUCAGGUAGGAAGACCACUAGAUGGUUUGAUCUCUCUUUUUUUUAUCGGAUCGUCAGCAUGUUUACAGAUGGGCAAACUAGUAUAAAAGCACGAGUUCUUCUUUGCUUAUGCACCCUGUAUCAUUCUGCACCCAAUCUGAGUAAAGCCCCCCUCGAGUCCGUCAGGUUGAGCUAUAAAAACCUUGGAAAGGUUCAGUGUGUGCACAGCUUUUAGGCGUUGCUCUCACUCUAAGAAAAACGGUCAGAGAAUGUGGAAAAAGACAAUAUGAGGAGGAAAAAAAAUUGAUUAAAACCUCUCUCCAGGAGACAGCUUCACAGUUAUGGAUGUCCAUCCACCUCACUAAACAAACACACUCACCAGCUGAAUCUGCACAGAGAGUGUCAGGCUGAGCGCUGCACAUGUAGAACAGAUUAGAGAAGGUGAGAGAGCUCUCUUUCAUUAACGCAGACUGUCUGUCUGGCAACAUUUGCAAGCUUGGACUGCAAUCAUAGACUGGAAGAUGAAGAGGAUAAUUAAUCACCGGAUUAGCAAAACAUCGGGAAAAUAUCCACCUUUACUAACUCGCUUUAAGAAACGGAAAAGAAGGGAAUAUUUAUCAAUGUAAAUUACAAUCUAGUCUGUGAAUCUUAACUUGAGUUAAUUUUUCAUGCUGUGGGAGGUCCUCCAAAUAUCUAUCAGUCUCUAAAGGAUAAGGAGGAUGCUUUACUCUUAUCCACGAUCUGGUCCAACCUUUGAGCUGCAUUAAGAGGGGAAAACCUCUCAGUAUGUGUACUCAUGCGCUCUGCAUAAACAGCAACACACACACAAAGGUGCGAGAAGAACGCAAAGCUCCAUACAUGAACAUUGAAGGUGCAAUGCAACAGUAUCUAUUGAGAGCCUAGGCCUCCAUGUGACAGGUCGGUGGAGCUAAUUUGAGAGGCAGUGGGCUCCCAGCCUCUCCUCUUUCAUCAGCACCUCCUAACUACGCUGUCAAAGUCGCACUGCAUACCCGGCACAUGCCUGAGAGCUUUACUGCCCCUGGAAAUAAUCUCAGUAAGGCACACUGUGCAGCUCAGUAAUGAAGAGGAGAAAUGCUAAUGUCAUUAGGAGGGCUUUGCAUUUGUGUAGUGGGUCAUGUAACAUGGACAUGUUAUUUUCUUGUUACCUUCCUCAAGCCACCUUUAUUUUUCAAACAGUCAGCCUUUAGCUGAUCUGGAUUUAGUGCGGCAGGUUGGCAGUUGCCCCUAAAAGCAACUUGUUAAAGUUACAUCCUAAAAGAGUUGAAGAGCAGAGAGGUGUCCAACUUUAGAGAGGGGUCUAUAUCUCCUGCAAUCAUUUUAUUUUUCUUUAAAGAUCCACUCCGAUGAAAAACAUGUUUUCUUGUUGUCUAUGUGUUCAUGUGGCAUUUUUCUGAUGCUAGAGGACGUAUCAUGAGAAAAGUAAGUGCGAAAAUGCAUUUCUGAGUAUUUCUGCAUUCAAAUUGCUGUGAACCUCUGGCAGACCCAAACGGCAGGUUUAGACACGGUGAGAUUUUCUACAUCACAAAUCCAAGCUCCGCCCCCGUUAGCUGCUCUUCAGGCCAGACUCCAAGAAGUAGAGGGGACAAUGCUCGUAAAAAAGCUAAUUAUGAUAUUAACUUUCUUCCUGCCCCUAAAGACAUUUAUGUAUGAGAGCUUAAUAGCUCCUAUAUUACCUGCUAUUUCUGCAGCACUGGCAAUAUUAGACUUAAAGCUUGCUUGAGGAAGAGUGUGCAGAGUAACGUGUCCACCGUGACUCAGAAGUGAAUUGCUAAUGAGCUACUGGAGCUCCGCAGAAGAAAAUCCCUUGAAAAAUAACUAAAAACUUCAAAAUCACAAUUUUAAGACUACUGAGAGCACUUGAAGUAGUAAAAAAAAGAAAACAAUCGGAGUGGGACUUUUAAAGAAAAGAACAGGCAGGAUGCUCUGAAUUUACAAGGUACAAUAACUGUUUUACCAGACAGGUGCUCAAAUACAGAUAACAGUUUUACUGCCAUAAAGUUGGAGCAUGGAUAACUUGAAUCUCACCCUGUUGGAUCCCAAGAACAAGGCUUCAGCCCCCUUGUUUCUAGAUUUGUAUGAGAACAAUUCAGAGCUGAACUGAAACUGACAUGGAAACCAUUAUUCUCAAUUAUAAUAAUUUGUGAUUUAAUCUGAACACAAUGGCUGAUUGAUUCCCUCUACGCUCGAGCGUAUCCAGGAUGAGGUCAGAAGGAUGGAAAGAGAAAGACUCAAAGAGAAAAUGUGUGGGUAGGAGUAAGAAGAAAGAGAAGUGAGACACUGAGGGAGAUAGGGCCUGAUUAGAAGGGGUGGGGGUGUAAAAGCACCGUUCAGUUUGAAAAUGCAGGGAGACUGAUGUGCAACGUCUCACCACUAACGCUAAUCUGAAACAUGAGCAAAGCUUAGAGCAAGAUCUAAGUUGGGAAAAGUUCCAAACCCCGACAGCCUACAUAUUAUUUGUUCCCAAUAAAAGCAGUUGCUUUCAAUUUCCUGUAACUUUGACCUCACGGAGCGACUCGGGAACACAGGCGAUUUAUCAUGUGUCACACUGCAGGUUCCCCAAAGCCACCUGGUCCCAACGGUGCCCGUGCAGAGAGUAAACAUCCUGCCUUGAGGCUCUGGUUCAGGUCUACAGGUUAAAGGGAAGUUGUUUUUGGAUAAAUGAAGGUUCAGUUAGUCAUAAUUUCUAGUCUGUCUGUUUAAUUCAGCUUGUUUGUGGUGGAGGGAUGGAAAUACAGAGGCGGAACAAUCUGAAGACCAUGUUGAUCUCUGUACAGUGGAGACUUCUCUCAAGGUGUGGGUGUCUCUGUGAGGGGUAGUUUGGAGGUUCUGGAAAUAAAGGCAGCUCGUGGCGUAUGGUUCCUCUCUAGUCUUUUGGAGGCCGAUGCAGGUUGACAGCUGGGAGGGCCAGCCAGCACCAAAAUCUUUGUGAAGAAUGUUUAGAGAAAGAAAAAUCUGCUAACAUCAUGGAAGCAGCGGCCACAACUCUUGGAGGGGACUCCCAUAGAUAACUCCCACACAAAUCCUCCCUUCAAGGGCAGAUCAAUUAUCUUCCAUCAUGACUUGUGACUUUUACAAAUGUGUCUGUUGUUUCAAUCAUUAAACAAUGCCUGGGGUUGUAAGGAGGUGGGUGAUGAGUCUUAAGGUCCUUUCACACUGGGAGCGUUUUUUUCGUGCAAUUAUUUCGGACGUCAAUAUAUUUUUUCUAACCCAUAUCCUGUCGAUACAAGCGUUCACAUCAGCUAUGUUCUCCCAUCCUGCGAUAUUGCAGCAUUUAUUUUUUCGCUUCACAGCCACUUUUUCUAAAGUUUCGCAUACUGUGUGUCCACUUCUGACCAAUCAGAUUGCGUGUUGUUUUGACAACAGAUUCAAUGAUAUAUCCAACAUGGCCGACCGGCUGAUUGUUUACAUGUCGGAGAACACAAACAUUACAAAGAGAACACCUUGAAGGACAACUUGUGGAGAGUCAUAGUGUCGGAUUUCUCAUAUGACGAUGGUUUGUGUGCUUUAACAGUUUGCUAAAUGUGUUUGUUUUAACUUUCAUCUGUGCUAAGUAACUUUAGCUCGUAAGCUAACCUGUUCAGAUACAACAUACCAUAUGUAUUUUCACUGUCUCAAACUCAACCGCGUUGCUGUCUCAGCACCAUUAGGUCUCGGUUGUUACCUUAAGUUUAUGGAUUGUUGUUUAAUGUGCUUAUCUGGUACUGGCCCUGACUCAGUACAUGCUAUCAUGACAGACAAACAUCUCAACACUUGUGUCUAAUCAGAACUGAAAAACAGUCAGUCUGGUGUUGAGUCAGUCUUCUCGCUUCCAUCUGGGACGCGUCUCCCCCCUGGAAAGUCGCAAAAUCGCAAAAUCACAUCGCGCUUGAUAUGUAUAGUCAGGGGCAUUAAAAUUCGCCUCAGAAUAUUUCAUAAUUUCGUGUCAUAUAUUUGCGUUGUUCCCGGUGUGUAAGGACCUUUAGUGUCACCGUAUCUCAUUAUAUUGAGUGUACACAGGGCAGAUAGGAGUAAUAGGAGCUAAGGUGAAGAAUAAUAACUGCACAGUAAAAUGCUGUUGUGGGAGAUUUGAAGCCAGCCUCACUCCCCCCCAAAUUAACACCCUUAUUUAUUUUCCCUGGGUCACAUUGCAGCUGAGACCACUGGCUCAUAUCAGAGAGAAUUUGCAUCAUGGCGGUGGCGCCUGUAUACUGGGCAAGGGUCGGGGGUCACGGCGGGAGGUGGUGGUGGAGCCGCUGAGCAGCAGAGCGGUGAGGAGACUUGUAGUCUGCUGGGGUCAGUCUGGGCACUGCUGAGCAGGCAAGCAGAUCUGAUGGAGGACCCUGUCCAACCUGUGACCACGCAGACUGAGUUUCCAUCAGCUCGAGCUAUUUUGUGCUCUGACUUGUUUACAACUGCCUGUGUGUAUGCGUGGUUUAAAUAAAGAUGACAGGGCCGUGUCACCUCAGGUGGAGCUGGGAAGUGUUAGGAGGAAUAGGAGGGUGGUAUGUGAUGGACUCGGGUUCUUCUCGGCAGGAGGGAGCUCUGUUUACUGCCUCAGUGACAACCUGACAUGUGUAUUUCAAUCAGCACACCCUCCUCCUCCUCCCUGUGCCAUCCCCCUGCUGGAGAGGACAUCAGGUGGAGGCUCUCUCUUGUGCUGACGCUGCAGUCUCACACAUGCUGUGGUCACAGUGGGGAACUUUCAGACCCAGGGAUGUGGCUGAAACAUCACAAUGGUUUACUUAUUCCUGGUUAAAUAAAAUGAACUGUAUUGACAUGUAUUUUUAACAAAAUGCUGUAUGUAUGAAAAUCUAUACAGAAAAGUGCUAGGACAGCAACCACAGAAUUUACACACAGCGGUCAUGAAGUGAAAGUCAUCCGUUGGAGACAGAGAUAUUCACUUUAACUGUGGUAAGAUUUUAUUUAAGAGGAGUUACUUCUACUCCUCGUGAAAUUCAAUUUGAUUUGUAUUUUUACGUGCUUUUCCAAUUUAGUUUGGACUUUUUAAAGCAUAUUGCCCUAGGAUACAAAUCAGUGAUUUGAAAAUGACUCUAAAAACAGUAAAACGGUGAAAUACUGCACGUUUCCUGGAGGAAUGUUUCUCUUUCUUCUUCGCAGAGAGGUUUUUGGCUAUGUAUGGCGGUGAUUUGAUGAGCAUUUAUGGUAAGCGGUGAAUCAAAUAUCGUGAGCCCGGAGAAGUGAACGUCUCCUGAAGGCUGGGCAAGGGUUGCUAAGAGUAACAGCAGUCCCGAAAUCAAAAUAAGAUUCUCCAGCGUCGUAUCAUAUCAUGCAGAAUACUUUUCUCUGUGUUCUUUGGACUGCGUUCACCUAAACAGAACAUCUUUAAAGCAAGGAAUUAAGUAACAUCCAACCUUACCCAUAUCCAAAUAUUUACAUUCCCUGACGGGUGUGUAAGUUUGGGUUUGAAGGGUUGUGUUGGCUGCAGUUGGACUGAUGGAAAAAGCGACUCUUUGUUUGCACUCUGCUCUUCUUUCCUCCUCUUUCCUUUUCAAUCUCUGCUGCCUCCUUCUUGCUCCCUAUCUUUCUCUCUGACAUAUCCCGAGGCUGUGACUGUCCCAUUGCUAACCCGUUGCUCUUGUGCACACACACGCAUAAACAUACGUACAUCAACACACCCCCAGUGGAAAAAGAGGAGGAGGAGAUCACCUUUAAAGUGUGCUGGCGACGUGUAUCCCCUCUUUAAGCGUGACAUCUGAGGGUGUUUCACAUCUAAGCUAUAAUUACCUGCGCAAAUAUGUGGAAAACUGCGAGGCAACACGUAUCAGGGCCGAUCAUCUGGUGCUGUCGGCAGGCAGACGGCAGUCCCACUGUUGCACUAAUGACUUAAUAGGCCUCCUUAAUGACCAAAUAGCCUGCUGCCAUCCAGAAGCACUUAGACAAUUAUGUGCUGGCCAGAAAACUGCAGGCUGACGGCAAUGCGGAGGGAGGCAGGAGGGCUGGAUAUGGAUGCUGAGAAAACAGGGGCACAGUGCACUUGACAACGGAAUAAAUCAAAAUUACAUAAUUCUUUUUACUGGACUCAUAUUUUGUGGGAAAAAUAAAAGGUGUUGGGGAAAAUAUGUGAAAGCUAUGAUUGAGUUUGAAAGCAAGGAGCAAACAGGAGCUGGCAGGAACCUGGCACAGUGUUACUACAAGAAAAGUCCCACUUCAAGUGCAACGAUUUAAAAGUGAUCUUAACUGGAAAACUUGAGUCAACGCUCGACUCCGGAGAACAACGAAGAGUAACUCAUUCAACCAAAAUCUGUUGAGGCAAGUUUGGCAGCUGGAGUGGAAGUAAAUCAAUCAAUCGUUAUUCAUCAAAAAAAAAAUAUGUCAUGACAUUUGACUUAUAAAACAGGUCUAGACCACACUCUGUCAUAUUACAGCGAGAGACUACAGAAAUUCACACAGAGCAAGCUCUUGGCAAAAGCUUAAAAGAAACACUUCCUUUAAAUUAACAAGCAGAAACCUCAAGCAGGACCAGACUCAAUGCUGUACAGCCAUCUGUCGGACAAGAUUAAGCAAAAGACUUCUUAACUCUGAAAAAGUGGUCCAGGGCCAUUUAUUUGUUUUUAUUAAGUGGUUACACUUUAUUUUUAUGGUCCACUACUUAACACUCUACAUGCUAUCACUACAUAUUUUGUUGUAUGUCAACAGUUUUCUCUUUAUUUAGAUAGUCCUGACACGUGUACAAAUGCUUAGUUUAGACUGUUGACUGAUAGUCUGUUGAUGUUUCCAACAUACAGAUUGAUUUAGUUUAGUCGAUUAUCAACAGAAGAAGCUGAUAAUCUACUGAUAGCUUGUUGAAUAUUAGUCAACAACCUCACACAAAAGCACAAUGAGGGUCAGAGGAGAGCUAUUGCAAAACGUUGGAAGUUGAAAUGUGUCUGAAGUCUGCAGACAGUUUAAUGAAUGUUGCUUGUCUGUUGAUAGUGUUGAUUAAAAUCAACUGGUAGACUGUUGACACUCAACUAUGUAGUUAUAAUGCAGUUUAUAGUUUACUGGCUGUUAGUUAAAUGCAUCUUACUCGAAGUUUGUUGAAUGUAAACUGACACUGUUGACAUACAUGUACAUAUCUGCUAAUGGCAUGUAAAGUAUCAACAGCUGGACCAUCAAAACAAAGUGUUACCCGACUGUACAUUAAAGCUCCAGUGAGGAGUUUUAGCUGGUUAUAAAACAGACUGAAUUUAAAACUGACAGCUUUCAAUGACCUACAAAAAUAAAGCAGAUAGGAGCAGUAAAGAACCAAGCAGCUCUUUUCCAUUUAGUGGUUUGUGAUGUUUGUAGUUAAAGUCAGCGGGUAAGCACCAAAUAAAUGCUGGUAGUUUGUCAUAAAAACAGACUUUUUUUUUUCCACUGCUUGACAAUACAUUUUUUGACUAUUUCAAAACAGAAGACGAAGACUCCUUGCAUAUUUUCAGGGCAUAAUCAGUUAGAAAUGAAUCCCCACUUUGUCCACAGGGGGCAUCAAAACUGGCACAAACCAAAAGUUCCUGACAGAAGCUUUAAUCAACGAACAAAAAACUUUCAACAUCACCCUGAUGUCUUUGCUCUUGUAAAAACAAGCGACUUGUCUCCAGGUCACAACCCUCCUCACUCCAAGACCUAAUCUAAUGACUCCACCACAUUGUCACUGACCCCAGUGUGACUGAGGUAGUGAGUAAAGUGCGUCAGGUCGAAGUGCUCUUCCAUGCUUUACUGCUCACUGUGCCAAAUCCCUCUUCACUUCCUUCGCCCACGUCCGUUUUCCCCAUGGUGAAGAAAAUGAAAGUUCUUUUCUGAUUGUUAUGGCCUCAAAUCACCCAGCAGAUCCAUCGUCGCUUUGCAGUCAUCUUCACUUCAAAUGAGGACCAAAGCUGCUCUGCACACGCCUACACAGGCAGCCACAUACAGGCACACACGCCUAAACUGUUCUCUGUUUCUGUGUAAUUAUUUUGUCAUCCCUACCGUGGAAAUUACAGUAAAGUGAACAGUGGUUGAGUGUAUUAUCCUGCAGGCAGAUAGUCUCAAAGACACACACAAACAUACACUAUAUUUCUAUACUACGUAUUUGUUCAUCACGACAAGGGAAAAAGCAGUAAAUUGUGCAGAGCUGGAGGUUGUUCUCCUAUGGGAGGGGCAGGUAGUUUCCAGGCAGGCUGAGGUUAAUCUCAGGUUGUCUAGGCCAGAGGCUGAUUGAUCACAGACAGGAAUGUGACUGACUGAUUUCCUCAGAGACCCACUCGGCCCCUCUGGAAUGUUGUUGUCUUUUGGGACAUCGUUGUUUUAUAACCUUUGUUUAACCAGGUUAGUCCUGCUGUAACCAAGGAUAAUUAUACAGAUACCCCAUGUGAUGUGUGUACCACGCAGGGGUCAAGUUUUUCUCUUGAUGCUAUCACUCUGUAUCACAUUCUUCUCUGGUAUGCUGUAUUUAAUUUUGACUAUGAAGUGGGGCUUGAAUGUGUUGAUUCGAAAAUGUUGAUGCAUCAAGGCCUUUACUUUGGAGGGACGUUCAGAUGUCACAUCACAUCUGUUCUAAUGAAGUAAAAUCAGUUUGUAUAGUUCCAAUUAAAGCAUAAAAUGCUUUCAAUUUUCCACUUUGAAAAGUAGCCAGGCUUUAAUAAGGAGAAGGUUCUGGCUGCAAACCUCCACUGUGAGGACCCACCUCCACUCAGAGAACCCAAGCUGACGUUUUCUCACGCAAAAAUAAUAUAUAAAUAUCAACAUUAUACACUUAAAAUAAAGCCCCAAGAAAUAAAAAAUAUUCACAUGAGACAAAAAAUACAUGUACUUCCCAGUCGCUUUUAUUUUGAAAGGCUUCGAAUGACCUUCAGACGUGAAAAAACAAACAAACAAAGAAAAAAAUGUAAUCCCUGUAUAUUUGCUGUUAUUUUAAAAGGCUUUAAAAUCAACAUCUGGUCCGCUCAGUGGAGAUGGAUCCUCACAGUAGAGGUCUGCAAGAAGGGUCCUGUUAGUGGAGGUCUGUAGCCAGACUAUCUUGUUAAAAAGGGCCUGAGUAAACUAAUACUAGCUUUCAUGACCUCAAUUUCAGUGUUACCCACUUACCAUUGCUACAUCAUGAAAACUAAGACUUUCUUCUUGCUUUAGAGGUUGAUUAUUGGGUCUUUUAUUGUUUCUCUGUAUUUGACUUUUUUGCUUUUCUUGACUGUUUUCUUUUUUAAUGAGAACAAUUUUUAAUGUUCACUCUUUGAAGUUUAAAAAAUGUGGAUAUCACAAGUCCUGCUCUUGAUUUUACAUGUUCAGUGAUGGAGCAGCAACCCAGUAUCAGAAGUUGAAUUUACUGAGAGUGCUGUGAGGGCAGUGAUAAAUGCAACUGAUGCUGAGGCUGUUUUUGGACUUUGGACAUGCUGAAAAUGCUGGACUACGUACACAGAAAAUGCUCAAUGACAUGAACAAACAUGAACCAGUGCCAAAUACAGGUCAAGGUGAAAAAGGGAAUUUGUACUUCUAGCUGUGCUCUCUCAAUUUAUUACAUUUAUCCAAUUUUUCAAAAUAAGGGGGCCACUGUAACCCAGAGGCUAAGGCUUUUAUUUUGAAAAAUAUGCAGAGAGUGUAGGGCAUGACAAAUGUAGUCCAAAUACCUUAAUCAAAAGGAAAUAACUAGAAAUAAUGAGAUCAUGUGGAGUAUCUAGUAGCUAUGUUGUAUUUGCAAGGUAAUAAUUUGUUAAAGGCAGAGGAUGACCAUGGUAUUGGUUGAAGAACACUACUUAAUGUGAAGGUACAGUCGUGAUCAAGAAUAAGUAUACAGCAUUUACCCUAAAUACUGCAGUGCAUGGUGAAGAAAGUUCCUCCAAACCACACUGUUUUAAUUGUCUCAAUAUUUGAGGUAAUAUUUGUUUUUUUUCCUGUUAGGCAAAAUGGGAUAAAGCCAAAAACCUAAAGGCAAAAAGGACUGGUAUAUUAGAGCUCAGAAACACUCAGAGGAAAACAGAGGCAACCAGACAAUGAGAUAUAUGACACUGCCCAGUAUGAGCGAACAUGGAAAAAAGAUUGUCAGUACACCAUGGCAUGUGAUUUUCCAUGUUGGAUGCUCAGAGGUGAACUCAGUGUUGUGGUCCGCCUGUGACAUCAGCCACACAUACUACCACGCCUCUCACACACUGCCAGCCAGCAUUCAUAAAUAGGUGCCAGUGGAGAGCAACUGUGUGUAUGCGCGUGUUGUGUGAGCCAGGCUUGUCGAGGAUUAGGUAGUAUUAGCCGAGCACUCUCACUGAACUCUCUUUUAAUGUGACCCAUGAGUCCUCUGUGGCCCCUCUGCCCCGUCCCCAUUAAACACAACCCAGAGGAGCACUUCAGCUCGGCUUACACCCUGCGCCUGCUCCUCUCACCUUCCUGUACCCCUCCUCUCUGAUGACCUACGUGUUUGCGCUCAUUUUCGCUUUCACAGCUUUUACCUGCAGAAGCCUGCAAAUAGCAUAAUAAUGUCUCAGUUGUGCUUUUUAUGUUUGUUUGUCCAGUUGGAUUUGGUUAACCAUGUGCGUCAUUUUCUGCCACGUUGUGUCACACAUAUUUACACUUGCAUCUGCCUCCUAUCAAAACCUCAUAUAAAAAGUGUUGAUUUUGGUUUGAAACAGGUUAUUUAUGAUUUAACAUCCAACCACUUGGUAGGAGUCGAGAUUUUAAUUUUAACUCUGCAAAUAAGAGCUGAGAGUGACAACACUGAGUAAUGACCGUAUUUUUAAGCCCUCCUUACUCCCAUUAUCUGAAUUCCCAGCAUCAUAAAAGCUUCAACCACAGACAUAAGUAAAUGUCAGUAAAAUUUCAGACUCCAGACUCAAGUUUGGAGCAGGUGAGCCUGUGUUGGAUUACUCUGAGUCAUUGAGAGGAAGUAGUGAAAUUUGUACUUGGCCUUGUAAACCAAUGAUUUCAUGCUUGUUCAAAAAUAAAGCCAGCUUAACUCAGAAACUGUGUUUUUAGGUGCCACUAACUGAGUGUGUGUGACUGGGCCCUGAAACCCGUCCCAGUCUCCCUAACUGAUGUGAAAACUGCAGGCUGGACCUCUUGAAACAAGGCGUCUCUCGUAAACUUUAUUAGAGAGCACAUAAAUCCUGUCAGUCGUCCCAUCUCCCCCCUCCUGUGCUUUGAGUGACGCCCAUUACACACCUCUCCAUCUAAGAGUACUUCUCUAUCAAAGGACCCAGAUGGACAAAAUGUGCAGAGAGGCAAGCACACAGUAGCGCUAUGGAUCACUGGGUAAACAGACGGGAGAGACAAUCAAACACAUCACAGGCAGCGAGAGAAACAAGAGACAGCAGACAGGGAGACAGGGAGGCAAGAGACAGGCUCCAGUGCCUUUAACAAGAGCUCAGACACAGAUGCUCUUGUACCAACACGAACAGUUAAGUGGGUAUCGAUUACUGCAGAGAUUAAGUGAGAGCGCUGACAGAAUUUCUCUGGUCAAGCUGUCCUGAGCCUGCAGUGAAAAAAAAGACACAGCCUGUCCACACCGAGUCCUAUUGUUGUUCUGCAGCCUACCUAGUUUACAUAGAUGCGAGAAAUCACAACAUGUCAACUCCAACAACUGAAAUUAAAUCAACCAAUCCCUUUGUAUUCUCAAGACCUAAAACAGUUGUCUAGUCACACCAUUUUUCCUCAUUUUUUUUCCAUUCGUAUAUAUGGACAUUGCCUAAAUGACACAUACUGUAUUUGAUUAUAUACUGCAGCAGACACACUUAUCUGAAAACAAUCUUAAAAGAAACUGAAAUAUAAGGAAUAUUAAAAAGCAGGUUUUUCCAGCGUAUUGAAACUUAUUCACUUAUUUACAAAAGUUUCUUUCAUCUCUUGAUCCUGUCCUAUACUGUCAACAUCUAUGUGAGUGUGUGUGACAUAGUUUGGGCUGCAGUAAAUUGGACUUUCAGCAUUUUGUAGUUGUGCAGCAAUUGUCUUGUCCUUUGCUUUAAUGCCACCUCUUUGCAAAUCGUCAGACUUCAUAAUACCUCCUCAGAGAGUAUGACAGACAUCAUGAGGACUAUGUCCAUGUUUUGUACAGUCUGUGUAUGGCUGGGCAAUGAAACGAUAAUGAUAUAUAUUGAAAAUUAAUUUCCCUCAAUAUCAGUAUAAAACAUGGUCGAUAUGCUUUUCGGUAACCGGCAUUCUGCCAUGUUUUGUAGACUUUACGAAUAGCCAGUGAAAAGGGGAGUUGCUUCGUGAAGUAGAACCAAGUGUCAAACAAAGGCGUAGUAGCAGGCUGAAGCUACAUGCAACCAUAGCACUUUAACCCGUGAAGCCAACAGCACUGUUGGUGAGAAAAACAAGAAAAUGAGUGCUACCCCCGGAAGAAAUGCAGAUGAAGGCUCAACAGAUGAUGACAUCAUCGACAACACUGGCAUGAAAACGUCGGUGGUGUGGAGGUAUUUUGGUUUUUUGAGGUCAGAUAUGAAGCGGAGUAAUGUGCACUGCAAAUUAUGUCGAGUACAUGUUCUUGCAAUGUCGGGGAAUACCUCACAUCUUUUUCACCACCUGAAGCAGUGCCACGCGGCAGAACACGUGCAAUGCAAAAGGUUACAAACCUCGAGCGGAGAAAGGAGCCCAUGGCGCCUGAGCAGCUGAAACAGCCGACCAUUCAGUCUGCUUUCUUCAGCGCAACGCCUUACGACAAAACGUAGAAGAGACACAAAGACCUCGCAGAUGCAGUAGCUUAUUGUAUUGCAAAAGACAUGCUACAAAUAAACACUGUUAAAUUUCAUUUUUUAUAUCGUGAUAUACAUUGAUAUCGACUGAUAUGAAAAAAAUAUAGCGUGAUAAAAAUUUUUUCCAUAUCGCCCAGCCCUAAGUCUGUGUUAAAACACAAUCAGCUCACUCACCAACUUUGUCCCAUUAGGUCAUCGUUGUUGGUUUAAGUAUUACACACAAAGAAAGCCUCAAUCACUUGGAUUUGCUUUGCAGUUUAUUUUGAACAACUGCCACAUAAUCAGGACUUAUAUUCACAACAAUCACAGUAAAAGCCUGUAAAAUCCUGGAGGGACUGAUCAUUGUCAUGUUCAUUUGACUGCUCCAAAGAUAGGCCAGAUCUUUCUGGAUAAAAACAGUAAAUGCUAACACUUCUAAACUGAUCCCAAACCAACAGCUGCUUAAUGUGACUGAAACCUUCAAAAUAAACCGUUCAGUCUGUAAAUAUUGUGUGAUUUUACUUCACAGUACUCACAGUAGCUCAAAGGGAUUUGAAGCGCUUGUGCAUUCAGGCCCCUGUUCUAUCUCUCAAAUUAAGAGUUCCCAGAGCUUUCUCUGAGCCGGAUUGACUGAGGGAGCCGGUUGCCCUCGACCUUGCCCUCCAAAUGACCCCAUCCUUUUGGCUGAAACCCCAGAAUAACCCCCUCCUUAACCCCCCUCUGAACUGCUGCUGAACAUGACUUUCUCAGUGCCUUGGUCUGACUCAAUUAGUCUUUGCAAAUUUGGUUUAAGUAAAUAAGAGGUUUAACGAAUGCCUGGAUGGAUAGAAAUUGGUAUGAGAUUUUUUUUUUUUUUUCACUAUAAGACCAGUUCACCACCUCAGGACAAAGAUGGAAAGUGCACUGAUGUCAUGUCACAAUAAUUUACUCAACUAUUUGGCAAACUUUCCAGAGUCCUAUGUGAAAACUUCCAUCCAUGUGGCACGUAAAAUGACUUUUAAAAAAUCAUGAUAAAGUUGGCUGCCCUUCAGUUGACGUGUGACCUGGUCAAUCCUUUCCACGAGAGUGAGGACGAAAAAAAAAAGAAAAGAAUCAUAAAAAGGGAUUACGAGAAAGAGAAGUGGACGAACAGGGAUGAGGAGGGAUUGGAGAGAAGUAGACUAAACCUCACGCCACUCAGGCGAAAAGAAUAAGAGCCGAGAAGGAAAUAAAAUAGUACAUUUUGAUGGUAUUGGAAAAGAGAAAAAGCAAGAAUAACACAGGAAACCUCUUACUUUCUACACUCAACGGUUUCCUCUGUGCCAAAAUAAAAGACAACAAUAACAAAAAUCAGGGAUGCUGCUGUGAAGUUCCCCCUUCCCUGUUCUUCUCUUGGUUUUCAGAGUUUUCCCCCCUCCUGCUCUCGCUCAUCACGGCCAAUUUCACCUGUCACUCAGCGGCACAGUUUUUCCAACACAGCUCUCCUACCUUUCCCAAGGCAUGCACUCUGCUGGCGUCCACUGGAACAGUUUAAACAUAAUAUCAAACAUAUGGCAGAGUUUAUGGAAUGUAAAUGAGAUGAGAAAUCAAAUUUACUCAGAGAGUCGUAGCGGGACUGUGGUCUCUGAGGGGUGCUGAUGUUUGGGGAGAGUCUAAAUGAUGGGCAGCUGUAAUUGCAGCCACAAACUGAAUGUGGGGACUGGGGAGGACAAGAGGGGGGGAGCGAGUUAUGUUAGAGUGCCAGGAGGAGAAGGAGAGUGGGGUACGGGGUCCAGGUGGGGAGAAAAAAGGGGUGAGAGCAGGAGAAGUUAGACAGAAGGUCUCUCAGUGGGUGGCUCUUAGCUCAUUUUUCUUCCUCCUUCUCUCUGUAGCGGGUGUGCAUCAUGUGACGAUGUGUAAUUGGCCUGUGGUCACACCAGAGUUGUGCAAACAGAUUAGUGGGGAAACAUGUCAGCCUGAGGGGCUGCCGAGGUUGAAUGUGUGCGUUGUGUGAAUCACAGAUGUGGGAUUGUGUGGGAAAUAGUUUGAUUGAGUUAAACCUGUAUUAAUGGUGAACAGGUGGGGCAGUUAACUUUGUCACAGGCAAAUUUGUCGUCGUGGGCACGCGGGGAAUGUUAAGAGCUCAAGCCUUAAUGCACAGUUACAUAUGUACUCUCAAUGCAGACGUAUGCAGAGUUUCAUUUGCAAUGCCUUAAUUUCAUUAUGAUCCUCCCCAUUCAGAUUCAGCUCAGAGGUGGCGUGUGCUAUGAGGACAAAUCAGGACACAAAUCUAGUUUUCCAUCAUGACGCCAAAACUACUACACCUCCAGAUACCGUGAACAUUUAUCACUAAACUUUCAUAACUGGGCAAAGUUGUUGGAUUUAGAAUGUCAUAUAAAUCCCACAAAUCAAGAGACACUUGUUAGUUUUGCAUGUAAUUUUAUGUAACAUUAUACCUCUAUAUGGUUCACUGCAUAUCAAACUUCAUAAACAUUGCUUUACGUUGUUAUGACUGUUAUAAUCAUGUUGCUCUAAAGCCUUAUAAAUGCAUUUAUAAGUGCUUUAUAAGUGGUGGGUUUGUGUAUAGUGUUACCAAAAUAACUUCAGAUGUCACAUGUUAGCAAUAAAGAAUCAGAACUAGCGCUCAGUGGACUCCGUUUCUUCUGUUUCCAGGCCCUACUUUCUGUUACAAAGAGGAAAGCGUGAGAGAGACCAACUCACCAUCUACGUCUCAGACAGAAUUUUUUCAAAAUGUCACACUAUUCUUUUCAGGGCGCUGUGAAUCCCAUGAGAAUUUUUCACUGUACAAAUGUUGUUGGCCUGUAAAUACAGAAGAGAAUAAAACCUGCCCCAUUUGGCCAAAAGUGCAUUAGGCUUUCCAGCUACAGUUGACUCUGAGAACAGAAAGAUACGUGAGUUUGACUUGGCUCGAGAAAGUCGGUGUGUAAGCAGACAGCUUUAUUGCUUUCUGAUGCCCCUGUCAGCUCUGUGCCAGACCACCUGCUUUCAGGAAGAAACAGCAUCCCAUAAUCUACCGCCCAAUGUGGAUUCACAGCUUUUUUCCCGGAAUCCUUUGUGUAACUUUUAUGUAGUUUUGCUCUUGUCACUCGUUGAUAUGGUUUUAUAAAGAGUAACCCUGACUGGCUGUGCCCAGUGUCUGUCAUGCCUACUGUAAUAUUAGACAAGGCUCAAGGGCAAAAAGAGUCAAGACCGCACCAACCAAGACCAAGACAUUACAGAGACCAGAGAGGACCGAUCUCGAGUUCUACAACACUACUGUAUGGUAACCGUUAGCUUACCUGUCUUUAUGCUUCCUCUCGAGGUGACUGUAAAAGUUUGAAGUCGAACCAGCUGUUUCUACAAGUUGUGCACUGCAGAAUUUGCACACUGCUGAGUGUUUUCGCUCUCAUGUCGUUUUACAAAUGAACUCCUUGUGGUUUAGGAAACCAAACUUAAUUAUUGCUGAGUUGGCAGACAUCUUUCAUGACGAGUUCACCGGGUGCCGAGCAUGAACACAGCCUCUCCUCCUGUCGUCUCCAUCCUCUCUCUGUAUGGAGGGGGUGUGUCAGUCACUCAGACUGUGUGACACUGGGCAGGUAACUUAGCAGCUGCAACUGGGGGAGAAUCAUUACUACCAAUGAUGUGAAGUUAUUAGCUCGACCGGUCUCGUUCAAAAACCUGAGUAUACUCACUCCAAGACCGAGUAAAAAUGCCUUAGAUUCCGAGACAACACCAAGAGACCAAGACCGAUCUCGAGUACUACAACACUACAAACAGACUUUAUCCAUAUCAGCUCUAUGCAGUACAUUACAGCAGAGUUUCCUCUAAUAGAGGGGGAUCCUCAGUUUCAGACAUAAAAUUUCACAUUUACAGUAUCUCUCUUGGGAAAUCAUCCACUGAUAGCCCAAAGAAAAUGUUUCCAGUGUCCAAACCAAACAAUUGCUGUUACAAAUUAGGUUUACAAAAAACUUUUUGGAGGGCACGUCUAUGCUGAUUUUGUCUGACUGCAUCCUCAUAACAAUGGAUUCUGUUUUUUCCAUGCAUGGAAUCAGCCCCUACUGUUCCAUUUUAUUGUGAUUUUGAUCCACAGUGUUGAAAAGAUCCACAGAGAUGUUUCCUCGCCACCCGCUUAUAACGGAUGUGGCCUUCAGUGUCUUAAUUCAGGCUGAAACUUCACAAAAUCUCAUAAUAUGAAAAAUAUGGACUGAGCGCAGUGUGAGCCAAGCUACAGUCUGGAUCGACAUGGACAAAUCCCUUGUUUUUGAUGGACUUUUCUGCUGUUGAUUCUCUCAGGUAAUAGUGUCAACGCCUCGGGGCCCGACAGAGGCUUGACAGACAGACGGUGAAGGCAUGCGUGCUAUUGUUGACAGCCAAAAAGCUCCAUCUUUGUGCAAAGCUCACAGAGAGUGAGCAAGUAUUGGAAUGGAAACACGAGUUUAUUUUAUCAGCUUGCCAAAAUGCAGACAGGGAGAGCGCAUGAGAGACGCAGAGAAAGAGAGACGGAGACAGAGGCCAGGCCACCUCAAAGCCUCUGCAGUCAGCUCUGGUGACGGCCAACCCAAGCACCCGAGAGCAGUGUGAAUGGCUUUUUAAUGCUUGCUAACAGCCGGGGUAUUUAGUGGGAUGGGUGGAUGGAUAAAGGGACCUGCUGAUAGAUGGAGAAAUGAUGAGAAUGAUGACAAUGUUUAGACAUGAGGUCCUGGAUGACCACUACUGCAACACUGCUACCCUAGAUUUUAACUGUCUGACAAAAACCUUCUAUUAUUGAUCAGGCAGUCAAGCUGUGGUAUUUUCUCUGUCUCCUGCUUCAUUCAUCUUGGUUGUGUCUCAGUAUUUUUCAUGAGGUCUUAUUAUUUUUGUCGACACAAAUGAAGUCUCAAUUAUGUGGAGCAAUUUCCUUUAUUGCUCUGCUAUCUAUAGAUGAAUGUCCAACUGGCUACCAAUCAUACAUUCAUUCACUUUUGAUUCAUAAGCUGCUGACGAAUACUGUCCAGCAAAGCUUUAAAAAAGUACAAUGUACCAACCAUAACAGCCCUGACAAAUUUGCAAUCUGUUGUGGCCGUGGCCAAAGAAAGGCAUUGGCUUGUUUGAAGCAGCCUGGACUAAGUGUUUGUUGGGUCUUGGCCUUGAAAAAGCUACUAUUACAGCAGUUGUGAUUUACAUUUUCCUACAGUGACCUUAAAAGAAAGGCAAGCCAGCACGAUAGCUCUGCCUGAAACCGAAUAGGCUCAUAACUGCGUCUGUAAAGUAAAGGAAGGUGUAGGAGUGAAAUGAUCACAUAAUUACCUUCAUUAUUUUGUCCUUUGACCAAAUUCUGGAAAAGUCAUUACCUUUCGAUACGACUCUUUCUGUCAUGAACGUACAGUAAGUGAUUCAGAAUACAAAUGUGAAGAUCUACGCAUGGAAAACUGUCUGUGUGUGACUUCCUUUACACUCUACUCUUAGCUUUUUGUGCGCUUUGCACCAGUGUUCAGUCUCCUUGUAAAACAUAUAAUGAUAAUAAUAACUUUAUUUAUAUGGCACUUUUAAAAACAAGUGUUUACAAGGUGCUUUAAUAAGCAGGAAAACAAAGAAGAUAACAACAAGAGAACACUUGAGGGAAAUGUCAAAUUACUGGCAAUAAAGAAAUAAAAUAAAAUAUGAUGAAAAUUGGUGGAAGACAUAAAAGCUUUGAUGAAUGAGAGGUUGUUAAAACAAAGUCAUUAAAACAAAGAUUAUAAGAGCCAGUGGUCCCCAGCCAACAUUAGAACCCAUUCACAAAAACCUGAGACCAAGGGUACUAUUAUAAAACAUGGAUAAGAAGCGUAAAAGGUUUAAAAGAAGACAAAAUCACGUAGAGUUUUAAAACUGCAUGUAAAAACAAAAACUCAUGACCUUUGGCCUAUAAAAUCCCAGUGUCAUAAUUUAACUGUAGUGUACUUGCUCUGCUUAAAAGUACAGAAUUUGCUAGCAUUGUAGAUUUGUUUUGUCCAGCAUUUCACGGCGGUGUGUUGCACUAGACAAAAGCUGUUUCUAAUGUUGAAGGCGGCACACUUGGGUUACUAAAACGUUUUGAUGAGCGCACAACAAAGGAUUGGCUUUUUAAAACUUAGCAAAUUUAAUGAGCAACGUUUACGUCUUAAUGAAAAAAUGAAAGGAAAAAACCACAGUGAGCAAGAAUCCAUUUUUAUCAUGUUUGUCAGAGGGGGUACACUGAUGUAAGAAACCAGGCGGCUCAUUUGAACCACAGAGACUUCUCUAUCUUACCUCAACUCGCCUGCUGUUUACACUAAAUGGCCCCUGACUCAAACAAAAGCUGGACGGCUCCGUGGAAACCCUGAGCGGAGAGGAUGAGAAUGAUGAGGAGGGGAGAAGUGAAAGAAAGAAGUUACAGGAGGUGGUGAAAGGGGAGAAGGGAAACAAACAGAAGAAAUAAAAGAGCUCUUUCAACAAUGACAAAUAUUCAACAAAGAGUCCUGUAGCUUCUUCUCGACUUUGUACAACAUGCUGACUUGGACAAAUGAAAUGUCUGGUAAACAUAUCAAUUUGUUUUUGAAGUAUUUACUUUCUGUAUCACAGGGUUGAGAGUACUAUCUCAUAUUUACUGGAGUAUUAUCUACAAACUAAUAUGAGCAUUUUUCAUGAGGUGUUUUGGAUUAUACUAUAUCAGGUCAUUAUUUUACUCAGACAGGUGGCUUAACUCUGAAAGGGCAGUGAUUAUGUGCUAAUUCUUUCCCUUCAAACUUGAACGGUCAGCUUUAAAAAGAGACCAAACCUCAAAUCUUUAAACCCCCACAGACCCCAUAACCCAUCCACUCUCACCAACAGAUUUGGCAUUCAGAACUUCCUCUCACCUCACCAAGAGACAGACGAAUUAUUUGUUAAAGCCAUCAACAGGAAGAGAGAAAUUGAUUUAGAAAGUGUAAAGUCUGGUUUAAGUCUGCAAAAUGUUUUAAGAAUUCCAUCCGUCUUCGCCCUGGCUAAAUCAUGGUGAAGGGAGUUUUUUUUCCCUGAUUGAGAGCCAAGUUUUGGAGAAAUUUUCGGGAAUUUCUGUUGAAAUAGUGGACGGUUCCCCCUACUUUGAGAGCAAUUUUCUGUCUUUCUUUUCUUUUAUGGAAAAAAAAAUGCUUAUCUUGGAUUGGUUGUGGUUGUCAUUGCAGUGAUUGUGGAUGAAAUCAGUUUGAAGGAUGUCUGGUUUUGGGCUUAGCUUUUUCUGGGGCAGCACUGCCCACCCAGGAGGACCUGCUGAUCUGGCUCUUGUAGAAAAAAAAAAGCAGCAGCUCUAUUCCACAUUCUCUCCUAAAGAAACACAAAUAAAUGUCUUUUAAUCAGCCCUGAGUUCUUCAGGGGCUCAUUUGGAAGGAAUGUAAUUGAAACUCAAAAUGAAAGUUAUUCAUAAGGUAAAUGUGCUUUGGUAAGCUUGAUUUCUCUCCCCCACAGAUGGUCUCUCCUUUACCCAAGAGUGAUCAUGCUGAAGUUCAGACUAAGACACAAUUAUUUCAUAGAGCAGGACUCUGACACUAUUUAGGAACACUCUGUGAAAUGUAAAAAUCACGCAGGACCGCAGAUAUUUCAACAAAUGAUUUAAUACAAGCUCUCUGAUAUAAUGAGAGGUCAUUGGCUCUGUAUGCCUGUCUGUCUUCUCUCCUUCUUGUUCGCUGCUUUCAGGAAUGUCGAGGGGGAAAAGGUCCGGAGUUCAGCUCCUCUGAAAGGGGAUCCAAACCGCGUGCUAACGAGAAUGCCAAGCCUAACAGGGACUGACAGCUCAUCCAAUGAGAGCUGCUGUGUGUGUACGUGCGAGUGAGGGUUGGGGGUUUGGUGUAAGAGCAUGCCAAAUAUCUGUGUGCAUUUAUUAUGAGAAAGCAAAACAUCCCCUGUGAGGCUUAAUGACUCAUUUUUUUUUCACACACAUGCAUGCAGGAAUGCACGCGCAUAAACACGCAUGAAGAUGAGACGCAGACGCACUACUUAUGCACGUCAAUCAGUCAGCAACAAUAAUCUAAAGGAUGUUUCUCCUCCAUCUCCACCUUUCUCCAUCGUGGCCACAACAACCGGCUUUUUGGACUCAGAUGGAAAGCAGAUGGGUCAGAGGGUGCUGAAAGAGAGACAGAAAGAAAGACAUGAAGAGGAAUAAAAAGGGUUGAGAGAUGAGACAGGACGGGAAAAGGAGGGAGAAGGUAAAGAGGUCAGAUAGGAUACAGUGAGAGCUAAAGAGAAAGUGAGAGAGAGAGAGAGAGAGAGAGAGCGAGAGAGAUAAAGGCAGCCAAGGGGUCAAGAAGGGAGCGAGGGAACCAUCAGCCAUUUUCACAUGAAAGGAAUCCAACCAAUCCCCUCAAUGAUAAACAUGUGUCUGUGUCUGUGCUAUUUAUGUGUGUGUGACUUAGCGUGUCUGCGUUGUUCACUGUUACAGACACUCUGACUCCUGACACUGACAGUGCUGAUGAUGAUGUACGCUCUCUCUUCCACACACACACACACACUGACACCUCGUCUACCAUUGUGACAACAGCCGGUGAAGCGUACCGCACGAGUGUUAACUGACACAAGCCAUCACACCCUGAGCACAACAUCAGAGUCAGGUCCAAAAGCGUUGCAUCACCUCUUCCUCCUCUCCUCUUAGUCUUGUCCUCACCUGCCUUCAAACUUGCUGCUCACUUACACCCUCAGGGACCGGACCGAAUACUUGAACACUGCAUGAAAUAAGAGCCAGAAGAAACUACAAAAAAAUUAAAUUAAAAACAGAAAUCCCAAGAUUUUUGGAGGUUAGGGUGGUUGAAGAGGGUUUUUUUAGGAGGCGGAGCCUUGGUAACAUGAUGAUUUUCUUCUUCUGUAUGUUGGAUUUGGCUUUGACAAAAUAUUUGGCAGUUGGCCGAGCAAAUUUUCAGUGUGUAUUUGUGCCCUUGGGAGUCUACACAAAUAUGUAACUGAAACAUCCCUGGUUGGCAGUCUUUGUUGUAUUGCCUCCCACUUUGUAUCCCAGCAUUUCCUCUCUAUUACCUCCUGAAACAUGUACAAUAUUUGGAAAAAUCUGUCCAAAAAUCAUGUAUUCCUGUGUUGAGGGCUCCAGAUAAUGAAACAAUAUGUUCUUCAGUUAACCUCUAGCCUAGAUACCCUAAGAAUAGAAGUGAAAAGCCUCUGCAUUGUUUCCAUGACUCACCUACAGGGACAACAUAGUUUCUGGACAGCAAUGUGAGUUGGCUCCUGUUGUGAUGUCACGAUAGGAGGGAUUUGCAUGUGGAUCAAGCAAGUAAAACCACCCUUACUUCCACUCCUCGAGCUGCCUCCUAAUUUGCUAUUGGGCUUUUGCUGCAGUGUUGUCACAGUGAGUUGGUUGCGAAAACAAAUAUCUACAAUCUCUCUCAGCACCAAUGAAACCAAUAUAAACAGUUUUUGCUUUUUAUUUUAACAACAGCUGGAUCUAGUUUGAUUGCUUGUGCCAACCACUUCAUCAUGGACUGCGUCAGAAAAAGGAGUUGACCACAUAUCCUUGAACAUGAAAAGCAAAAAAAGUAUGAAGGCCACUCAUAUUUUAGUGUACUAUGAAGAGACUUGCUAUUCUGGGUUCUUCUAAAGCACUUAUCAUAUUUGUUUUACGUUUUUCAGUCUCUGCAUCUGUCUGCAUGGGUUUGCACCCUCGGGCACUUAAUCAGCACAGUGUCUCAUUAGUAGGGUGACCAUAUUCUGACUACCCAAAAAGAGGACACAACUACACUGAGUUGGAAUUAAUUUUGAGAGUUUUUAGGGUCGGAUUGAGUGUCUUUUACAUGCUUCUAAUUCAGUAAGUGCACAUGACACAAACUCAAAACUUUCGUACAAAACCGCGGACAUUUGAAGGAUUUUAUAAACUUCCUCAGACAAAACCAGACAGCCCCCCAAAAAGAGGACGUGUCCGGGUAAAAGAGGACAUAUGGUCGCCCUACUCCUUAGCAUCCCCCCUCCCUCCCAAAUCACUACAUGGAUAAUGUGAUUAGAAACUGAGAGGCUGCAGCUCCUCCUCUAUUCAGAGGCUGAACACGAUUUGUUCAUAGCAACUGGAUUCAACAAGUAGGACAGAUUGAAAUCAGAUAGAAAUACCAACAAAUUAGACCUCAUACUUCCCCCUCAAUCCUUCAAAUCCUGUUAAAGUUGGUGAUUUCACUGUUAUAACUCUGCUGCAUACGUCUGUUUGGAAUUCUUUUGUCAUAGAUCUUUCUUUCAGACUUAAUUAGGUAAAGUUGCAGGUGUUUUCUUUGGCAGAUGCCUUUUUUGGGGCUUUCAAUCUGUUUUCAAAACUACGCUCAUCUUGAGCCAACUUCACAACACUGUUAAAGUUUGGAUUUCCAGACUUCUUUUAUAGCACAACUGCUACUGGCAUCUGACCUAAUAUGACUCACAUUUGUCAGAGUGUUUGCUGUUGAGAUCAAGAAGCUUCAAAGUUAAAAUGUUUAUACUAUUUCCCCUCCAUUUUUUUCCUGCUUUUUUCCCUCCACACCAGUCAUCUCCUUCACCUCCUCAGCUAUUCAAGGAUCUUUGCAGCAAAAGUUGAAGUCCCCUGAGAGGCUGAGGUUGAAGGGCCUCUCUGUUGACUCACCCAACUUCUUGGAGCCUAGCCAUGGUUACUGCCACCCGGCCCGAAAUGAACCAGGUGGGGGUGUGGACAAAGAGAGCAGACGGUCAUUUAGGGGGAGAAAAUUAGGUGGAGGGAGGAAAUAGUGAUCUGGGAACAAGAGAAGAGAAAUGAAGGAGUUUUGCUUCGGCGGGGUAAACACUCUUAAGCUUGUCCUUUGUUGUUCAGAAGAUUACGUCUCCGGAUUGCAAACAUCAGUUUUAGUUGGCUUUUUAAGAAAUGCUUUUUGAUCCAGUAUGUGUUUGUAUGUGUAUGCUUGUUUAUACCAGUAUGUGUGUUUGAUUGCUAGUUACUUCCUUUAUGGUAUUUUCACAACAAUGGCUGCGGUGGACAGGGUAUUUAUUUGGAGGAGCCACAAAGUACGAUUCUUCUUUUCCGUUCAUCUGUUGUAACCCUAAAUGUGUAAGGCAUCUGUCAGUAUCCCCUCUGUGUGUAUGUGUUGGGCCAUUGAAACCACUGCUACUCACCCGUAACCACACACUGACAAUCGGGUCACUGGCACACAUUCAUGCAUGCAGGAGAACACAUAAACACUCACAGAGUCACACAUACACGCAGACUGCGGCCCUGUGUGAAGUGGCUCCAUUUCGACUCAAUCGACUCUGACAGACAUUGUUUUCAGUGGCCCACAACUCAAUAAUAUCACGUCCCUGUGUGUCUCUGUGUGUGUGUGUUUUAUCACGCUUUCUUAUUUCAAGUAACACAACUGUUCCUCUGCCUCCACUUCAACACCUAAUUACUGUCAGAGGUGAUGUGUAGUUGGUACUAAACCAACAGUGAUCUAGUAAAAUCCCAGUGUUAAUUAAGAUAGGCUUUAGCCCAGCGGGGAGUGUGGGGAGACUGAAACUGAGAGCUCAAUGCAGAAAAAAGCCAGUGUGCUCAGACAAUACCAUCAGAAAUACUCAUAUAAACAAACAAAGGCAGAGGCCAUUGUUUCAGAUCUUGCUCAGCACAAUGAUUAGUUUAGACAGAAAGUUAGGUGAAGCAAGGGUCUAUUUUACAGCUCUGAGGGCAAUCAUUUAGUACAAUAAAAUCUAAAUAAACCGAAACUCACAGCAGCUUUGAUGCUUUCUUCUGUGGUGAGGUUUGGACCAUUAAGCUGAUGUGUGUGUUCGCAUGUGUGUUUUGUGUUUAUUUGUGUGUUUGUGGCCUCAGAGCCAGCCCCGCCAGACUGCAGUCUGGGGCAUUGAUCCAAAGAAAGAUAACACUAAGUCCAGGCCGAGGUCACAAAGAGCUUGAGUGUUUGUUUGAGUGUUAGUACUUAUGGGCUCUGUCAUCUCAGAAAGUGUUAUGUCUAUGCAGUUAUUUCAACUCCAACAGAUGCUCUUUUUCGCCUUUAAAACUAUCUCUGCACCUUUAAUUCUUUCAUGGGACUUUCCAAACCAGCACAGGUUUCAGUUUUCUAAGUUUUUGUUUUUUGUCUCAAAUGUUUGAAUUUGUACAGCAAAGUAAGUCUUAGAGGCUGUUUUAAGAACAAAGCCUCAAUUCCUGAUCAUAACUGAAGUGGAAAUGCCAAAAUCUCAUUAAUUCCUACAGGAUUAGAGCAGGUAAUCUUUAUAUAAACUAUUUUUUUUUGUUUUGAAAGGGCUGACUGAGAGGUGAAGAGCAACAUAAAGGAAGGGAUAAUGGUAUUUUUUAUGUUGUACCAUUCACUAUUCAGUCUCUUUUGUAGAUGUUUCUCACUGUGCAUAAAAGCAAAAACGGUCGUAGACAGUUGAUAGUCAUAUGUUACCGAAAUAUUUGCUGUAUUUUGUCUGUCUAAACUCACUGUACCUUUAGUAAAGAAAUAGGUGUGAUCAAAUUUACACUUUUUUAAAAUUUAUUUCUGGGCUUUAAUGAGAUGUCCAAAAUGACAGGACAGCAGAUAAAGAGGGAAAAAUAAAAAAUCAAUUGGAAUCAAAUCCAGCUGUAAAAAAGAAAAUACUAAUGCUUUUAUCCAACACACAACAUUUUAAUUUAUUUCAUUAAUUAAUAUUAUUUAUCCGUUGAAUCAUUAUUGCUAUAAUGCACUAAGAGACAGCACAUCCUUUCUGCACUGAGAAGGAAGAUAGAGAGAUCCCUAAUCAUGAGCAAGUCUACUGUUUCUAUUACGCAGUCAUUGUAUGAACGUCUUCCAUUACAUCAUUUUUACACAACAGGGUUUAAAUUUAGGUAUUGCACAAAAACACAGCUAACAACAUGCAACCCUCUUUUGAGUAAUUAGAUUAUUUCUGCAGCUACAGCAGCUCGAAGUUUUAUUCGUAACCUUUCAGCGAAGACAAACUGCACAAGUUGUAAUCAUGUUUAUGCAAUACUCCUCCGGUCUGCUGCAGCAUUCCUCUCAAACCGUGUGGCCUGCUUGAUGAUUUGCGGUUCAUUUCGAACCACAAUCUUGUGAUCUGUUGGUCAGGGUGACCACAACCCCUCAGCAUGGCAGACCAAAGCUAGGCUUGAGCUGCUGUGGGCUGCACACAAAGAUUAAAAAAAAGGGAUGUGGACUGAUGUACCCACACACUGUAUGUACAGCUUAAACACCUCCUGUACAUAAAUGUACACACACAUGUUCUGAAACAUUGAAUUAUGGAUCUUUCCCACAGGCUGAUCCGCUCUGUCAGAAGCCUCUGCUGAGCUGUGGUCCAAACCCAAUGUUUUUCUUAAUAUGGAGUAUGGGUGCUAAAACUAUUAGAGGCAGCAAUCAUAGUCUUAAUCAUAUUGGAUUUCUUCAUACCAAGCACUUUCCCUGGGCGGAUACAAAGCUGAGAGCUCUGAGUGGUCGGAGGUCGGAUAGUGCAUGUAAGUGCCUGUAAAAAAAGAUGUGAAUGCACUCAUAGUGGUAUAUAAGAAAGUUGUGUAUAGUUGUUCUUAAGAGUUAAAUGUGUGUAAGAAAGAUGUGAAGUGAAAUAUAAAUUCUAAGUAACCAGCACUAGAUUCCUGCUAAUAAAGACGACUCUCCUUAAAAAUAGGAGCAGCCAAGAAUGUGACAGAUCAAAAUAAAACUGGUAUUAGAAAAAUGUGUCACUGAUUCAUGAGGGAAUAAAUUCAUAGAAACUCAUGUGCAGACCAGACGGAGUGAGAUUGAAAUCCUUGUUGAUGCUUUGCUGUGCCACGUUAGCUCACACAUAUGCAUACAGCCAAGCAAACAGAGAAUUAUAAGAAAAUUUAUCCCCUAGAGCUACUAUUUAAAGACUCUUACCCUACUCUUACCCUCUUACACUCGCAUGCAAAAAAAGGAGUAUUAAGGUUUUAAAUAAAUUAGGAGGAUUGUAAAAACAUUCUAAGAUUUGGCGAAUGCUCACAUCAACAGAUUUCUGUGCCGAAAGUGCAGAUUUAUGAAAUAAUGAGAGUCUCAUGAGUGCAGUUAAAUGCCCGAGUCUCUGAUGGGACAGCCAACGUGGCUCCUAGUCAAGGUCAUCCAGAGAAGAGCUACUAAUCUAUGGCCGGUGUUCCUGUAACUCGUCCACCACACAAAGCCAAGACUCUGCCUUCCAUCUCCAAACCACCAGCAGCAUGGAGGAGUUAUUUCCCAUGUCCUAUCUCUGGGCUCUCUUCCCCCUUUUACCUCCUCCCACUCGGCACAUUUUUGAGUUUUCCUGCCUGUUUGUUUGUGUAUGUUCUCUGUCUCCAUCUUGGCUUCACUGCCUCCUCCUCUGAUCAUUCUUGUCCUCACACACAGGCAAACACACACUGUUUUGUUCUGUCUCUACUUUCUCCCUUUCUCAAACAAACACAAUGUUGUAGUUUGUCUUCUCUUUCAACACUGAUGAGUGGCUCUGACGAAGCAGACAGACUUAUUCAUGGGCUGCUCGUAAACAUGAUCAGUUCUUUCAUCAGGUCAGAUGUCUGCUGCAGCUGUCAGUAGGAACAUGUUUUGUUAAUUAGCCACAGUAUGCGAAGGCCAAAACAUUACAAGCACAAUAAUUAAGAGUGGCAAUUGAGAAAUCUCUUGGGACAUCUUCAACAGUAACUGUGAAUUUCCCACAAUUUUUUUUCUUUUCAUAUCAGUGAAUGCUGACAGUAUUUUUCCUUUGAGGCAGGACACAUUGCGUGAAUUGAAGCCAACUCUGACCUGAUUUUUGAGUCACACAACUGAUUUUGAAGUCGGGCUGAUUUUCAGCUCAAUCAUCUGUUGUUUGCUGUGCAGCAUACAGGAGGACACUAAGUCAACUACAGCCUGACAAGCUGCUCCCAACCAGUCAUUUAACUCUUUAACGCCUGAAACCACAAAUUAUGGCCAGAAAAUUCAAUUAUUUUGGAGCUACAAUGUUUAUUUCACUUACUACUGAAAACCAAAAAAAUCAAAAUGUUCUUAAAAUUUAACAAAUAUUUAUCUCGUUUGAUACAUUAGAUGUUUUUCGAAACUGAUUAACCACAAGAGGACAUUUUUAUUAUUUAUUGGACUGCAUUAAGGUGUUUUGUUAGUAAUUUGUUGAUUGUAUUGAUUUGAUAGAAGUAUCAUAAAAGUAUGUAUCAAUUGAUACAAAAGGCAUUAAAGGGUUAAUUUCUGUUGAAGACUGGUUGUUUGAUUGUAUACUUUAGUACAGUGGCGACAGGUUGUUCUGUUUUGUUUUUCGAGAGAAUUGUGAGUUUCUAAGUCACGUAAUUGUGUGCGAUGCAGAUGUCUAAACAUAUUUAAUCAAUUUUCAUAAUCAUGAUAUCAAUAUCAAUCAAUAAGAUUAUAACUAUGAUUUUUACCAUAAGCAAGCAGACCUUCUAGACAAACUGACUGGGGAUUGAUUUUCUCUCUCAUGUACACGUCUUAGUCAGACUGAAACUGGCCUGAGAAUUCUGUGAAUGUACCACAGUUUGGAAAUUUAACAGGAUAAAUGCGCUCUAGGAAACUGUUAGUGAACAAAAACUCAACAGAAGGAGAAAGGAGGUAUACGCACAUUGCAUGCAGAUGCAUCAAGUGUCUGAAAGCCCACUCUGUGUGGUGUGGACCACUUAAAUACACAGAGAUAUGCACAACAUAUUUACAUUACAUAAAUACCUGAAAGAUGUCAAUCACAUCAAGGUAAAGGUUGAUCAGUAUGUGAUCUGCCACACCUUUAGAGUCUUGAAAAAUGGUCUACUCUGCAAAUGUUUGUUUUUAGUUCAUUUUUGUCACAAUGUUGGCACAUGCUUUGUGAGACCAGCAACUAUGAUGACUUUUACAGUCUGGGUUUAUUAUUUCAAGCUUAAUUUUUAGAGGUAUUAAUACUCCAAUCAGAAUUCAUCUAUUUAAUGCAAGAUGAAAACUAAAUUAAAGAGUUGUCCUCUUUUUGAAUUCAACACAGCCUUUAAAAGGAAAAAAAACAAUUUGACAUGUACCUCAGGUGAUGUUUGCAUGUAAGUUAACACUCUGAAAAUAACUUCCUUGGCUCUCAUAUUGUUUUUCUUCUUAUAAUACCUUCUCUCGUUGCACUCAAACACCAGCCGAGCUCAAACUCCUUUGCGGCCGCAAUUUUAAAGGCCUCUGUGAGAAUCAGGGUGGAUUUCUUUGUGUGUCUGUUAGUGUGCGAUAUCUCUCAGUUUGAUCAGAUACUGUGGAAGUGGAUUAAGAAGUAUUCAAGUGUACCAAGACUUCCCCAGUCAGUCCAGCAUAUUAAACCUGACAGAACAGACUGUUAUUCUUCUCUUCAUCUGCUUCUCAUUCAUGUAGUGAGAGAAUGAAAAAAGGAGGAGAGACAGAGAAAAAAGGAAAAAGGCAGUGAAGUUUGUGUGAUGUCUGUCACCAAACCACGUAGUACAGAAAGGUUCUCAUUUAUGUAUUUGGAUACAUGUGGAUGCCUCAAAAAAAAAAAAAAUUUUUUUGUUAGCCCUCAGGCCCUCCUUUUCAAAAUGACAGCAGAAAAACCCAUCUGAGAGAACAAAAAAUGUACACAGGAGGGGAUAGGGGUUCAAGUUUUUUAAACACAAAGAUGAAGUUGUACUUGAAUAUUUGUAACCUUCAGCCAGGGAUAUUUCAGAUCCAAAUUUCCUUGUCUUUGAAACGGAAACCUUUAAACAAUUUACUUAGACAAAGUUGCCGUAGUAUAUUGAAGAUUGAUUGAUUGAUUUAUAGAAAAAAACAAACUAGCGAACUUGGGAUCACAGAGUCUGUGGGUAAAAUGGUGUGAAAUUGGUUUGUGAAGGGUGUCUAACAGUAGCAGAGCUAGCACCACCAGCCUUUAGUCCUCCUUGUAGGUUAACAUCCACAGUGGUUAUAAAAUACUCUAACAGAGCAAAGCCAUCAUAUAAAUUUAUCUUUAUUUUCUAGAUGCAAAUACUGACAAAUCCUACCAUCUAUCUUCUGUGAUUUCUUAGAUUUAGGUCGUAGAGCUCUGUAGCAUUACAGCAGCCACUAUGAGCCUGGAGCCCAAAGGUUCUUGUCUAAAGGAGCACAUGCUCAGUUCAACCAUAAUCAAACAAAUAAGCAAGAAGAAAUUCAAAAGAAGACAAAAAGAUACACAGGAUUUCUACCGCAUCCGGAAUGGCGGCAAUUUUCGCCGUACACCAAUUCCUACCAGAUUGUGAGGUGAAUUUCGUGGCGGAUUAUGGACAGCAGGAAUCGCGAGAACUCACAAGAACCCGCUGAUUCAUGUGCAGUGUGCAUAACAAGUUGUCUUUAGCCACAUAGGCUAACCAUAUAAGCAGUAGAUUGUGUCCUUCCAGAGGAGGAAAUCUACUCCUAGACUGAAAAAAUCAGCAUUGUCUUAUCCAUGGUGUCAUCAAGACGAAAUGCUGUCUAUAAACAUUUCACUUGUACGUCCCUGCCUGUUUGCAUGGUGUAAAAUACGAUCCACCUGAAACAUGGAGUGUUUUAUUUUGAAAAGAAGCCGGAUGUUUUAUUUAGUGUCUGUGCCCGACUUCCUUUCCAGCACAGGUUAAUCUGUGCUGAAUUUAUCCGGCAUGCUCUGGUGUCUGGAAAUAAAUAGAACUCGGAGUCCAGGGAUCCGCAGUGGAAUGGAGAGAAGCCGGUGGAAAUUGACACAUUGACUUGAAUGGUUACGAUCAGCUACGAUCAGCAGAUCGGCCUUUCCGUAGCCAUUCCAGAGGCAGUGGAAAUUGGGGUUAACAGUUUGGGAAACAUUUAUAACCCUUACUGACAGUCAGCUUAGCCUGUAUAAUCAGAAGCAACACUCUGGGUGAGUUUAAACUCCCUCAUUUCUAAAUCUUCACCAGUGGCUUGCUGGCCAAAUAAUCAGGCAACAUGUUUCAAAGAGUUUCUUUAGGGGUUUUUCCUUCUUUUGGCUUAAGUUCAACAACAUGUCCGGGUCUGAUUUUGCACACACAGGUAAAUUACCCUGGACAGAAUGUGGCAUUGUGUUUUUCCAAGAGUAAAAAAUACUCUGUAUAUCUGACAAACUCAUCAGGAGUCUCCCUGGCGGUUCCACUGUUGUUAGAUGCUGGCAAACCCCACCAGAAGAUUGUAGGUAUUUGUGUCUGUUUUUGUAUAUCUAAAGCAGCUUUUUCUUCUCAUCCCCGGGACAUUUGGAGUUCCCGUCUUGUACUCACAGUGUGAUUUUCCCUCAUUAGUCUUCUUCAUGAACUGUAUCUAUCUGUUGCUUUGAGGUGUACAAACUGAAAUAGGGUCCCGUCUCUCUCUCUGUUUUUCCGCAGGCUGAAUAAACGUGCGUGAAAUUGAACAUUUCUUGUUCUGAUUUGCCGUGAAAUGGUGUGCUUGUGUGGGAUUACAGCGCGUUAGCUUCAGCAUCGGAUAAAAUAGAGCAGGAGGAGAGGAAGUUUGGUCCACCUCCUUCUCCUUCUGCUUUUCCAGUCUAUUAGACAGCCAUAGCCCUGUGCAAUUUGGACAAACUCUGUGGCGAAGACAGAUGCAUAUGGAAACACAAACACACUGUAUUCACAUGCAUGCACACAAGCAUUGAGUUACAAGUGCACGCUCGUACAGAGAGAGGGAGUGUGUACCAAGUGCAGCACAGGAAGGAGGAAGGACAUGAAAGCUAAACAAACAGAGAUCAGUGACAGUGGUGGAAGGCGAGCUGCCAUCAAAUGAAAGAAAAGAGAGGAGGGGAGCAGGAGGGAUGAAGGGUUGAUGGUGAACUGUAUAAUCUAGAGAUUUGUCACUGAGAGCGUAUAACCUGGGUGGGAGAAAGAGAGGAAGGCUGAUGAUUGAAGGUUUGAGAACUGAUGGGAGAUGAAGAGAUGCUGCUGAGUUUUUUUUUUUUUUUGGAGGGACGGGGGCAGGACUGAGGAUGGAGGGGCUUUGGGAGGAUGAACAAGGGAGAUGGUAGAGGACAAAAUCGGCCAGCUGUGCUCCAGACCGGUUGGAGGGAGAAGGAAGAGGAGGAGGAGGAGGAUGUACAGGCAAUAGGUCUGCUCCCUCCUUUUCUCCAUAGCUCUCCUUGUUAACUAUGAACAUCUGGACUUUCUGUCUCUUUUUCUGACUGGUUCCUUAUAUUACACCCCCUGCUAUGCCUCUUCCACUUUUUAUUUUCUUCUUCUUUUCUUCCCAUGCUGUCUCUGAUUUUAUUCCACAUAUUUUCUCCCCGCUCCUGCUAUAUUUACUAUUACUGCUAUUGCUAACACACACUAAAACACAUAUGCCUGAUAUACAGAUGUUGACUCUGACAUAGAAGUCUCUCAAUCAUAUUCCUUUGAUAUGAGCGUAUGCUGUUUUAUAGCUAAAGUCAGCUGCAUUACACACUGUGCUACUAAAGUGUCCAGUUCUCUGCAGGGGAAAUCUACUCCACCUGUCAGAUGCAACAAGAAAGAACAACCUGGGCUCGGGCGCUUGCUGAGACGCAUAAAUUUUAAAAACAAUACAGCAUAAAUCUCAAACCUGAUUUGUUUGAGGAUGAAUCUGUUCAACUUGGCGUUACAUUUUUUGAAUAUCAUCAGGAUGAUGUGAUCUGCAGGUUUGACUCACAGGCACACACACACAGAACCCUCUGCGUAGAUCCAUCUCUUUAAAAGGAGUGAAUUCAGUCGCCUAGAGCAGCUGAUUGUUUUAACACUUUCUCAGUCUGCAUCUGCUUUUUCUCCCAUUUCACAAUUUAUACAAGAGAUUAUUUGAUGUUCUCAUGUUUCUGCUCGAUCUCAGAUGUGGGCCGUACAAAAGACAAAUCAGUCGUAGUGACUAAGUUUGUGAAAUCAGACUGGAGGAGAUAAGAGAGAGGGAGAAAGAAGGAGAGAUAGAGAGGUUGGGUUUUAGUCUUGGGCAGAGUUGGUUUAGUUUUAACGCACAUGGCUCUUUAUAUCUGCUCUUUUUUCAUGCUGGGGACAAGACUGAGCUAAUCUAGUUUGGAUAGAGUCACAAAUAGUGGGACAAAAAUAAAUCUAAAAGUUAAAUGACAGUAUUUAACUCUGACAAAAACUGGAUGGUAAAAUUUGUGUUUAAUUAUUUGAAGGCUGUGAUCUUAUGGGCGACUUUGAGCCUCAAGAAGGACAAGGUUAGAAUGACCAGACCAAAAUGAUUCAGGCACGUCUUUGCAAAAUCUUUCUCUUUCAAACAACUGAAGAGAUCUGAUGGAUGGUGGGUGAAAUCAGCUUCUCUAAACAGAACAGAUCGUAUUAUUAAAAGUUUAAAAACCUCAGUGGUUCAAACAAGAUAUUUUUAUAGACUGUCACAGCUAAAGUGAAGGAUUAACUUUGAUGCACUUUGAAGCAGGUUAACUGAAUGUAAACUUGUGUCAAGAACUAAAAAAAAGAAUAUCCCAGUGUGAGCGAUUGACCAUUGGGUCCUUUUUUUCUCAGUGAGGAUAUCCUAACCUCCAAAGUCUAGACAAUGAUUCAUCCUACAUCUGCAAUAGUUUGCUCACUUGCUUGUUCCCCUCAGGGCACAUCUUUUGGCUGGUUUUAUUUUGCUGUAUAGCUGCCUUACCGACUGUGAUCACACAUUCAUAAAAUGAGUUCAAUUUAACCAAGGAAAAGUUCAUUUUAAAUCCUGUUUACAGUGUUUACAUAAAAAUACUUUUCUUAAUAUUUUAAAGAUUUUUUUAAGAUUAAUUUAAAGUAUUGACUGACCAAAAUAUAUGCUGUUCAUCAGUUAAACUGCCAAUUUAAAGCAGUAUUGGAGCCACAUUAUAUUUUGUAUUAAACAGUAAGAAUUUUUUUUUUUUGAGAUUCAACAUUUUAUACAUAAUUUUUUCAUGAGAAUAAAACCGCAGUAAAAUCUGAAUCGAACUAAAAUCUGAAUCCCUCUGAAAAUUUCUAAAUCUUUGAAAUAAGAAACAGUCUUUAAUGUGACCUGAAAACUUAAUUGUAGACAACAAUGAACAUUUUAAACUUUAUACCAUUCCAAUUUCUUAUUUUCAUUGAGGGGCUAAAAGUUAAUCUAUUAUUUAUUAUUUGGAAAUAUCCCUCGUUUUGCUCUGUUUGGGUCUCUAUCAGUCGUUCAAAAAUAUUUGUGGUAACACUUUAUAAUAACUUUCUGUUAAAACUAGUGAAUAGAUCAUUAGAAAACUGUCAGUGAAUAAGUUAUUAUUGACUUGUUAAAUGUUUGUAACAGUUUAAGGGUUUAUAAUGAUAUCAUUAAUAAACUGUUAGUUAAUGAGUUAUAAAUGACUUGUUAACUGUAUGUUAAUGCUUUAUAACUAUACCUUAUAAAUUAGUAAAAGAUCAUGAACAAGCUAUUUGUAAAUUACUUACUAAUGACUUAUUAACUAUCAGUUAAUAGUUUUUUAUGUUAUUGGGAUGUUACUCUAAGAUUGCAAUUAUUCCUGAUUUAUCAACAGUUAAUAAAUGUUAUAAAGGAUAAAGUUAUAACAGAUAGUUAUUAAAAAGUGUUACUAUAUCUUCUCGCCACUGUUUCCCAUCAAUUCUUUAACUACAUCUUUCUGCCUUUUAUUACACAGCUUUUUAACUAAUCACACAUCUUUGAUAAAUACUUAAUUCUAAUUGGUAAAACAUUAUAACAACAGUAAUUAUGUAUGAAAAGCUCGAGCAACACCAGAGAAAACCAGCCUUAUACCAGUGUCGUAUCUUACCCUGUCAGGACUUUAUUUCCCAUGACCACCUGCUGAGUAAACAUGAUCCUUUACUUUGGUGCUGAGCUGUUUUCUCAAAAAAAGACCACAAACCAUGAGCUCAAAGAAACCAAAACACCAAAAAAAGCAUUGGACCAAAUUCUCUUCAUAAUAAGUGAUACCUUACACCAUUCAAAUAUUCCCCUCAUAUGCAAGCCAACUCUCUAUACUUCUCCCUGCAAUGCUCAGCUGGGGUGUGCGUAUAUAUUUACACACAGACAUAUUUCUGCACAGCAGCUCUGAGCCCUUGAUUAGAGAGAAAACAAAAAUUAGCACAAUUUCCUCCCAUAAUUUGCCCCUUCUCUUUCACACCCAGCACCCACUGCUUGUGGGUUUUCACAGUGAGGACCCAGCUGUGCGCUUUUUAUCUCUGGAUCAAGAGAUACUUUAUUAUUUUCUCUGUUUUCAGGGGGCAGGAAAGCUAGGAUGACUGGUGCAGCAGCAGAACUGCCAAGUCAAACAGCAGGGUUUAUUUGUGGACAAGUGUACCGGGGACACCCACCACCCCAUUCAGAGACUCUUAUUGAGAGGAAAGACUGGGGCGUUGACUACAGUGUUUGUUUGUGGUGCCUGUAAGUACGGUUUUAUUGGGGGAAAGAGGAAAAACAAGAGAAGAAGAGCAAGCAGAAAAAGAGGAUACCAGUGGUGGAAAGACUUCACAACAGGUCCUGUAGGGAAGGACAGAAUAACACGAAAAGCAAAGGGAGGGAUACCUACAAUCAUAAGACCCCCACCCCCUACCUCAGAGAGGAAAUAAGACGGGAUGGAAGGAAGCAGGAGGUGGAAGAAAAGGAGGCUUUCUGUGGAAGCUGGGAGCAGCAGGUCUCUGCCACCGGGAUUGUCCCUCUGGUAGUCCCUGGAUUUCCUAAACUGAGACAGGAGGUAGACCAGGCAGGGUGAGAGACUUAGUGGGAUGGAGAAAGUGAGAGAAAAGGAGACCAUGGAAGGGACAUGGGAAUUGAAAGAAAGGAGAAACAGGAUUUAUUAUGCAGGCGCCGCGUUGAGUGAAAAACAUCUGAAUUUUCCUCCUUUACUUCUGCAAUAUGUGGUUUGUUUACAUGAAUUACUCAAAGAAGAAUGUGGUGUCUGUAAUUAUUAGCAUGUGCUCAAGGGUGGCUGUAUCCGUGUCUGUAUGUGUGUGUGUAUAGUGGGUAUUAACGUGGAUAAAGAUUUGGAAGAAAGCAAGGCUGUGGUUUGCUGCAGCUCAUGCCAAAUGGGAUGAGAUGAAAGUGUUGCUCACCUUCUCACAAGAAAACGAUACACACACAGAGGGGUGCCAAAGGGUCGUAAAACUAUUUCAGCAAUGCCCUGGCUUUGUAGGCUGCAUUUGAAGCAUUUUUAUGCUCGAAUGUUGCCUCGAAAAGCUCUCAACAGGUCCCACAAUCUUUUCUGAGGGAGAAAAAAGAAGGAAGAAAAGUCCUCGGGACCCUGCUGAUAAAACUGUAGGAGACAACAGUGAAGCUAUCCUGUGAGACUGUCCAGACAACUUUGAUGUUGUCUUGUGUGUCACCAUCUGUCCGCUGUAAUGUAUUCAAAGUGCUUUUUCAGAGCGAGCGCGGACUCAAAGGUCAGACAACAGCAGGCUUUUAAAACACCCCCUCCACUCCUAUGUGCACACUCGAGCCUGAAGUCACACUGAGAUAGAGAAGGUUAAAGGAAAAUGGAGCAGAGGUUGUUUUGAGAAGUCAUUACCUGUUAUCUACUGUUGCCUUGAAGGGAAAGAUAAACGCACAAAUUGCUAACCAACCUUUUUGGGGGUUGCUCUUUCUGUAACAGGGACAAGCUAUCACACUGCUCCUAUUCUUAGGCUGCCCUGGAUGUUAUUUCAACUCUCUACCUCCUUCCCUUCAGUCACCUCAGGGUGCUGCAAACUCAAUCCCCUCUCAUCGUCUAGGGGGAGGACGGCUGAGCCCAGAGGAACCCAGCAGUGCGUGUCCCUGGUCAGGGGUCCAGCUCUUCUUUUCCCUGGCGAUGAAACUCAAGUGGCUCUCAGGGAGAUGUUAGCAGUGGAGGGGAAAGCUCCACCCUGAGACUCUGUGUACUGUUUUCUUUAUCAAGGGCCGAUUAAAUGACAAGAGAUAAGAAGAAAGAAAGCGCUGUAUUCCCACUUGGCUUGUACGGUCUGUGUUCAAAGACACAAAGCUUUUAGGAAUCAACUCGUCUGGCUGUGUCUCUCUCUGGUUUUCUUUUUUCACCUCUUCCUCUCUACCUCUCGGUCUAAUCCACUUAUUUCGCCCUUACGCGACAGAUGGCUGUACAACGAUACGUCUGGUUCUGCUCAAGGUUUGUGGCUGUUAUAGUCUUUCCCUAUCGCUGUUGUCUGCCUGAGCUCGGUUUACAUUUGACAGUUUUUCAAAGUACUCAAAUAAAACAAUAUGUGAAGAUUUGGGGAAUAGAUCAUCUUUGGGGAAAAGAGCUUCCAGCUUUCCGACAGAUUUCCUGCUGUGGAGAAAUUCACUAGGAAUUGUUGUGGUUGCUAUAUUUGUCUCAGAGGCCGAUAUCACCAUUAUCUUUUCUAAAUGAAAACAGGUUUCUCUCAUCAUCAGGGACAAUAUCAAAUAUUAUAACGGAGUAUUAGGGCCACAUUAAGGAAAAAAAAAAUCAAGACUUCGCAAUUACUUACGGGAAUAAAAUCGUAAUAAAGUAAUUUCUUACGGGAAUAAAGUUGUAAUAAAAUCAUUACUUUCGAGAAUAAAGUCGUAGAUAAAUCUUUUGGUGUCUCAGCAUCACAUUGUCAGAAAUAUCAGGACAUAUGCAAGAAAUGCAUCUUUUCCGCAGAAAGAACCAGGCAGACUUGUAGGGAAUCGCUAUUUUUGAGGAGGGGGAAAUGGCUGGAAAUGGCUGUGUAGAGGCUAAAUCCCUCAGUGCAGCCAUUUAUAGCAAUAGCAUAUGUCUUUAGUUUAUUGUAUGAAUCUAUUUGUAAUAAGGUGUUGGUGCCUCUGCAGGUGUAGGUUGCUGCCAGUGUUGUGCCAGCAUCAGAAACAGACGUGGUGCUCGUUGGAGCUCGGCUCCCUCUGAAUCGCAAAUGUUGAUCAUCAGUUGGAUUGUUUCUUGAGAAACCAAAAAACCCUCUGAAUAACCCACUGAUACACCCACAGAUAACUCUACAGUCUACCAGUUCCAGCCAUUUGCUCCUCCACAAAAGCAGCUUUAAGACUUCAUUUACUUUACGACUUUAUUCUCAUAAAUAAUUAUUUUAUUGCGACUUAGUUCUCAUAAGAAAUGAUUUUACUACGACUUUAUUCUCGUAAGUAAUUGUAAAGUCUUUUUUUUUUUCUUAAUGUGGCCCUAAUACUCUGUCAUAACAUAUAGCAAAUAUUAACUCACUUUUUUUUUCAUUUUUUCCCAAACAUCAACCUUUUUUUUAUAGCUGAACAGUGAUCUCAAAGUCCUUGUUUGUUGUCUUGAUCACAGACGAGCUUGAGUAUAACAGUCUAACUCAUUGCAAAUACCGCCAGCUCUCAGCAGACAGUAAUAUUCCACUCUAAUUGCACGUGGCUGUUGGUGUUAGUGUUGGUAAUUUAGAAAUGUUGUUUUUUUUUUUUUGCAGUGAGGCUCAUUUGCAUAAAUAGACGGACAUAUUUUGCUCCAAAUAAAUGGGUAAUGGACUCAUUUGAAUGUUUGUAAAUGACACUGAUGCACAGAUGCUAUUUCCUUAAUGACACUGUUUAUGGAGCAUUUAAACUUUUGUAUAUGCUUUGUGAAUAAGACCAUUUCUUUUUGGCUCAUUGGCACAGGUUGAGUGGGCGCAAAAGCUAAACAACUCUUUCCUAAACCAGGCCUGCAGUGUGGAGAUGGAGAUAUUUGUAGGAACAAACUAGCAGAUGUUCUGCCACGCUUUCAUGCACCUGACUGCCUGGUUAUGCCCAAUACCCAUGCCAGGGUCUCUGCCAACACACACACCUAACUCAGUCUCUCCACUAAACAAAUGGAGAGGAGUCACCUCCAUCUGUACAACAUAUGCUCCUCUUUUAAGAACAAGGGUUUAUUUGUCCUCUACCUUUCUUUCACACUUUUAGCUGACCAGCGUUUGUUCUUUGCUUUCUACCUUCCCCUCCAUGCUACCACUCCUCUUUUCCUUUGUUCUUUCUUGCUUUCUUUGUUCUCUGUCUGUUUGCACAACUCCUAAAAACCUCAUAGUUUUUCCGCAGCUCAGAGGGGAGAAGUGAGUCAAAUAAUAAAAAAACAAAUUAAAAACGUACAAAGGGAAAGCGAACAGUGACUGAAGAAACAAUUAACAUUUUGUUUUCCCGAUCUAAUAUUUGGGCUUUUCAUUGUAUAUAUUAAAGUGUGUAUACUUUGAGCAGCCUCCAAAGUUGUUAUUUAAAGUUAAACUGAGUGUAAUAUUUUCUCUUCUUUGCCAGAGUUUGGCCUUCACAGUUUGACACUUCCCUCAGUAAAAUCACAGCCUGGAGCCCUUUAACUCUAUCCACCACUCACAUUCUCCGCUUCAGAUUUAAGGAGGUAUAAUAGAGGAGUGAUGUAGUCCACAAAGUGAGCUCUCUCGGUUCCAGCACCCUGUCAUCGGCACCCACUCAUGCUCAGACCAGUAAAAAUCUUUAAACAAGCUAACACUUUUUCUAGCAAACAGCCAGUAUUUCAUGCACUUCAAGGUCAAUUGCUGGAGUAAGUCUACAUGUUGAUAAAUGACAUUUAGGAAACAUAAAAGAUCUCUGAUUUUUCAUUGGUGUGUGUGUGUGCGUGUGUGUGUCGAUCCCACUCUUACCCCUACCCUUUUUCAGUUUUCCCUCCAACACUCACUAAUGAAUUUUUGGAGAGCUGCUCUCAGAUUGAGGUUCCAAGAGCAUCCAUGCGCCUUGCUCCUUCCAGCUUUGUUCUAAUAAAACUUUUCUUUAAUUACAAUGAGACGUUCGCACGCAUGCCUAAGAUGAGAUGAGAAAAAAGGUUAAAAAGAAAAGAAAAACCUGGAGUAGUAAACGAUGUUGUGAGGAGUGUCAACAGUAGUUUACUCAAAAAAGGGUCUGGCUGCAAAGGAGCCAGCCUGUCAGAGUGAGUGGACCACUUCAGCUUGAGAACACCCACUCUGUCAGUCAACACAUGCGUGCACACACACAAAUACACUCAGAAGUAUGCAUAUGCAUGCAAGCACACAGACGCAUGGAAUGUUUGCAUUUUCCCUCUGCUUCUCCUGCAGUGACUGACACACUCUUUCAUUCGGUCCAGCACAAACUCGGGCGUCAUGGUUACAGCUGCAGAGAUGUUCUCCUCCCAGGAGACGGACAAUAUUGAAAUAACAACUCCCUUAACAACACGUCCAACCACAUCCCUCCCCCCCAUCUUACCAUACAUCGUCUACCCACUCUCCUGUCUGUCAUGUCUGGUGCACUUUGCCAUGCGAGGGGAAACUCCUGGAGCUGGCAGUGCUAUAAACAGCCUGGCAGGUGUGUUUGCUUUGCCAACUCCGUCCCCUGACUCUGCCCAAGGUCUGCUUUGGUGUUUCUCUUGGAAAAACUUUCAAGACAUGGCAGGGUGCCCUGUAGGUCAAGGACCAGGAGCAGUAGCAAAUAACUGGCACAGACUCAGCACCUGCAGAGACAGAGUUAGCCACCUCAGCUAGUUAUCUAGGAGUAGGUAUUAGUGUUCCUAAGCUUGGCAUCACGCCUUAAUUUGACCUCAAGUUUAGAGCAAUAAAAGAACAUCAUGUGAGAUCUAAAUGGAAACUGAAGUGAGGCACAAUUACGGCUGUUAAGUCCUAGUCGACUGGUCUACCUAUUGAGCGAUAUAUGCUGAGUCAACCUUGAUGUUUUUCGACGUCAAUUUACAGUCUAUGGUUAAUUUCAUCAGGAGGAACGUACCAAGUGCUGAUGGGGGGUGUUUCAGAACACUCCCCCUUUAUUUUUCACCAUUUUAGAUUCGAGCCACCCACUAGAGAUCGGCUGGAGACAGGAAGAUUGAAGAGCAUCCACGUUAAUCAACCUCCGGUGGUUUGCUGAAUAUUUAUGUUUUAGCUUUUUGUGUUUAAUUUCCUUCUUGUGCUGAUAUCAGUAUAUUUUCACCCCGCCGAGCCGCGUCAUCCCCUGCCCCAGAAGGGUUCGCCGUCAGAGUCUGACCCUCCCCCCAAUUAGUUGAUUUUUGGUCGAAAAUUUUAGGGUUUUAGUCCACCAAGAAUUUUUUUGGUUGAGCCCUUUAUUACUUUAACAGCAAGGGGGCCUCUGAGUUUGGGAAGUCUGGUGUUGCAUUAUGGGCUGAGAAAAGCUUGCAAGUCUUAUUAUUUUCAGGGCUGAAACGGUCACAGGUUUUGGUCUAGACCCAUUCCUGGAUUACGCACCUUUGGCAUGGAGACAGCAUGGCGCUAAGCAUGGCAGAAAAUAUGCUCGAUGAAACAUGUCAAAAAGCAUAAAAAGAUUAAACUCUUAGUAGCACUGGAGGAGGAAGAGUUUGGACUCUGGCGCUGACAGACUAAAAAAAGAAAGACUCUUUUAAAGUUACGUGCAGAAAGAAAGGCGGAAAGAAAGAAAAUAGGACAAUGAGACAGUGGUUCAUCAGUUGUCUCAUUGCAUUAUGACCAAAAGCCAAAAUGAGUCCACAAGAAUUCAAAGCAAACACAAUGACCUCAGAGAGAGAGAGAGUGGGAAAGAGAAAGAGAGAGAGGGAGUCACAAGGUUGAGCUUAGAGCUUGGGUGUGAUUACCCCAGUGGAAAGGUUACCUGCAGUUGAAACAUUCAAUAUGCACGAUACGGGUAUAAAUGAUUGCAAAAACAUAGCUUAAUUGCUUGAGUUACGACCUAGACUUCUGACACGGGGCUCAAUCAGUUGCGCAGCUGUAUCGGCCUUAAGCUGCUCCACAAAUCAUCAGGGCCUGGAUGCUGACGCUUUCCCUGCAGGAUUUUCCGAAGCCCUAGUCAGGUUUCUUGAUAAUUAGGAUCACAGAAGUGGAUAAGUCGGGUGUGGUUUAAAAUCGUCAUGAGCUGAGUCACUGGUUGUAAUCAAGUCAGCUGGUAUGUGCUUUGUGAAGAAUGAAGAAGUGUGUGAAAUCUGUGAUACACUGAGAGAAAAGUGAAACUCUGGUCCCUGUAAGAGAGGAUAACUGUGACUGACAGCUCAGUCCCAGUUGUCAGGCCAGUCAGAGGUAGCCCAGGAUUGUAGAAGGCGGGAGCUGGUAAGGUUAACCCCUGGUGUCUUGGACAGCUGUGGAGUUCUCGGGCUGGCUGGAGGCUGGCGGCUAUAAAUUCUCUCUUAAGAGGGUUUACUCGAUUUUAAUGGGUGCUGUAAAUUUGCGGCACCCUGGCCUGGUGAAAGAGAAAGAAGUGGGGUUUUUUUAAUGAAAGAAAAAGAGGGUCUCCUUCUCUCUUUCUCUCACUUCAGCUCUCACUUUCUUCCAAUGUUUUUUCCCUUCCUUCUGUAAAAUGUCCAUGGAGUUUUGCCAUGUAUUUUGUGGUCUGCAUUUACCUGUAGUCAGCCUGUAUGGAAAAUGUAUGAAAAUAUCCGGGAAGACAUAAAAACUCUGUGAAAGAACUUAAAUUUCACAGACACAGAAUAACAACUUUAUUGUAUAUCUAAGUCACAGUUUUGAAACAUCAUCAGUGGCAACGGCGGCACAAUUUCUCUCUCUUUUUGUGAGAGAAAUUCCUCUUGUGCACAGAGCAGAGGGAAAGUAAGCUUACGGAUGCAUAACUAACAGCACCCUUCCUGUUUUGCUGUCUCUCUCUCUCUCUCUAUCCCUGCAGGUGUUGUUUGCUCUGAACCAAACGCUGCUGCAGCACGAGGGUGUUCGAGCAGGUAGCCUGCAGGGCUCCUACACCACCGAGGACCUCAUUACCCACUACAACUGUGGUGACCUCAGCUCCAUCAUCUUCAACCAUGACACUUCACAGGUAAGUCUCAUCAUUUAGAUUUCAGAUAACUAACUUGCGGAAAUGUUUCUUCAAGAGGUGGCUGGAGGCUAUUUAUGCAAGUUCCUGCAGGUUGAUAUGGACCUGCUACAAGACAUCAGUCAAUAAGUAACAAAAACAAUCUAUGUGAAACAGAAACCACAAAAACAUAUUGGUAACACUUUACUUGAUGCCCAUCUCUGUAACACAUUAUAAAUAUAUGUAUAAUGUGUUAUGAUCACAUUAUAACACUAUAUAACUAUAGUUAUAAACACUCAUAAAUGAUCAUAAUGCUUUAUAGCAAUAAUUAUAACACAUUAAGAAGCAUUUUAUCAUGACUUACAAGGUCAGGUAUUAUAAUGUGUUUUAACUGUUAAUAACUCACUGACAAUGCCCACAUAGAUAAUUCAUUAUACAUGUAUUUAUGAUGUGUUAUAAUUUGCUUAUAAACUUGUAUAACUAUCAUUAUAAACACUCAUUAAUUAUCAUAAGGGUUUAUAACAAUAAGCACAACACAUUAUAAUACCUGACCUUGUAAGUCAUGAUUAAAUCUUUUACAAUGUGUUAUGAUUAUUGCUAUAAAGCAUUAUGAUCACUUAUGAGUGUUUAUAACUAUAGUUAUACAGUGCUAUAACAUGAUCAUAACGCAAUAUACAUAAUGCGUUAUAGAGAUAGGCGUUGAGUAAAGUGUUACCAACAUAUUAUUCUAAAAUGUUAUAAUGCCAUGCGAUGCACACAAAAUACCAGCAACUUGCAGUCUUAUUCAAAAAACAUCUGCACAAGUAUUCAAGAGCCCAAAUCUGUCAGACCCUCGAUCUGAGUUGGCAAACCUCUCAUACCCACUUCUCUGCCAUUAUGCCAUCGUCACCUCAAACUUUCAGGCCUGCACAUCAAUUCCCUCAAACUGCUCAUUGCCACCCUAAUCCCUCUCAACUUCUAGUUACUUGAUAGUCUGACACUUUAAUAGCUCUGGACUCUGCCGUAAAUACACCAUCUGACCUCCCCUAACUCUAAGUUUCCUAACAUAGCCUCUGCUCCUUCAGUGAUGGCCUCCUCAUCAAUCAUGCUAUUCUGCGAAAAAGUACACACACAUGUAAAGCAGUGAGCAGAAGCUCUCUCUCCUCUCCUCCUUCAUGAACUCUUCAUCACUCAAAAGCCCUCCUCAUGAGUCAAUUACGCUGUGUCAACCUCCCUCACUGAUCAUCAAGUGUCAUUAAUCCCAACACACCACAUAACUUCAACUCACUGCUCAACUGCAGAGAUUCCCCAUCGUUUACACUGGGACACACAAAGUAAGAAAGUAUGCACAACUUCAGACACAUCACACCUCAGGUCACAUGUAUCCCCCUUUUUUUCUCCCUCUGUGUCUGUUUUUCUGUCUGGGGGCCAUGAAGAGCUUGUUAGCCACACUUUACAUGUAGUCUUUGCUACAGUUGUACCCAGUAUAAGUGUUUGAAAUCAUACCAGUUCGCCCCUGCUCCUUGUGUCAUAAUAACAUGUAUUAACAUUCCCCAGCACAUGCUAGAGCAAUCAAACACCUGACUGCACUCGUUGCUUCAACCGCCUGCUGAUCACUGGCGAGUCUGUGAGUGAACUCCCAGAGCUAUAAAAGAGCAGGUGUUUUUUUGAUAGAUAGGACCAAGUCCAGAGGCUCCAGUGCUCUCACAGUUUACUCUUUUCGGCACCAGAAGGUUGACCAAAGGGGAUUCCAAAGCAGAGCACAGCAGGACAACGCAGAAGAACUCGUCCCAAAAUACCCGUGUGAAAUGUCCAUGUGCUGGGCAUCGACCACAAGGACCCACAGUGCCGUUUACCCAGUGUGAAAUAACUGGCUAGGUUGAACUUCCACACGAUACCAGUCAAAGCCUCUCAGCCAGAGCCUGCUCUGAUGAGCUAUCCAUAACCGAGGAUAUUCAAGGUCAUUAACCUUUUUCAGCGCAGUAACUUCAGUAGUUCUCAGAAAUGGAUGUUGGAGGUGAUGACCUCAUUUUUCUUGACAUUUAACCUGAGACUAACAAAAGAAGUCAACGUGGAAGAUCACUCCCUUAACUCCUCUCUGACUUACUGCUUCCCAUUUAAUCAUGUAAGACUCUGGUGUCUCCUAAAUUAAAAUCCCCUUUCAGUUUGAUCCAUCAGUGAACCUUUUUUUCUAUCUUUGCCACCUUUGCAGGGUCAUUUUUGAUGUGUCAUAUUUUCACCAACCUUAGGCUGUUAUUGAUAACAGUCUUGGGGUGGAAAACAAGCUGUUAAUAUUGAAUUUAUACGUAACUUUCCUUUUUUUGGUUGGGUAAAUUCUAACCUAAAUACUUGACUUUUUUUUACAUUAAAUAUGACACAAUUAUACAACUACAUUACUUCUUACAUGUCAAAAUAUCAGUGCAUGAAAAUGACCAAAUGGAAACAUACUAAAAAUGAAAAAUAUUGAAAAAGAAACAUGAGAAAAAAGGUGACUUGAAGGCGUCUGGUCAUGGAAAGUGAGUGGAAGGCAAAACCAGUAGUGAGUUAGGGAGAAACUAUCUUCCUGUCAAUCCAAGUUUCCUGUGUAGGUUUGGAUAAAGAGCAGCUAAUGGUCGUCCCUGUGAUAACUUAUCUGUUACACUCCCACUCUGACCCCUCUCCAACCCAACUCUUUCUCUCUCAUCAUAAAACACUCACGCUAUCCCUCACUCAUCACCCUUAUGAUGAAAUGCUCUCCCUCCACCUCUCUGUCUUUUUAACGUAGUCAUCCAACUCUCAUUCUUUUGACUACUGAAUCAUGGACCCCCGUCAGUCCAGAUGAAACUAGUUCAUUGACCCUGAAAAACAUAAAGACUCUACAAGAGUUCAAGAAACAGAUGUCUUCAUGAAUUUAGCUUUUGUUCCACUCUGAAGGAACUGCGAAUGAAAAUAGGUAGGCUGAUUUGGCUUGGGUGAAUGAUUUUGCUUAUACCAUACAAACCUUUUUGAAAGAUUUGAUCAGGUCUUGAAUUGAACAGUGUUUGUAUUGCUGGAAACUGAGAAAGUUAGAUUUUGUUUUUUUGCAUGCCAAGUCAGUGCUGGUGACUACUAGAUUUACAUAAAGCUCAUUUAUGGUUUAUUAUAAUACCUGACCUUGUAAGUCAUGAUAAAAUGCUUUAUAAUGUGUUAUGAUUAUUACUAUGAAGCAUUAUGAUCAUUUAUGAGUGUUUAUAACUAUAGUAAUACAGUGCUAUAACGUGAUUUUAGCGUAUUAUACAUGUAUUUAUGGUGCAUUAUAGAGAUAGGCAUCAAAUCAAUUGUAACUCAAAAGGGUGGUUUAUACAUUUAAAGCCAUAAUAUGAGUCAGUACACAUGCAGAAAAAGCGCAAAUAUAUGAAAUGAACUUAUGAGUAUUGGAUGUAGAGUGUUAGCAAAUCACUUUUCUUCACUCAGCCCCUGAUAAAGUCUUAAGCCGCGUUCAGACCAAACGCAACCUCAGCGACGUGAGCAACGACUCCCAAUGCAAAGUCUAUGGACAGCCGCGACCUGGCGACCUGCCGCCAGCGACGCGACGUCAGCGACCUCGCGCAUGGUCACUGAUGUUGCGUCGCCCAAGGUCGUGUCGCUCCCAAAGUUCAAAUAUUUGAACUUCGACUUUCCACGACUCCGUGCCGUGACAGCCAAUCAGGGCUCUGCUGACAUCGACAAACCGGCAAAGCAAGGAGGAGAAGAAGAUUCAUACAAUGGAGGAGCAGCUAAUCACUGCCGUUAGCUACCACCCAGUGCUGUAUGACGUGGGGUGCGGGUUCUACCGGGAACAACCUUUGCACAACCUUUUCCCCCCUGUGUGUGGCACUUAUAACAACAAUGCAUAGUGAUGUGUUCAGUCAGUGGAUCAUCGCUUGAUAAACAUCACAAAUUAAACAAAUGCAUUUCCAUUAUAGCAGUGGAGGGGGUGAGAGAACAUGAGUUAGCUACAAAUUUUGGUUUGAAGCUGGAGGUUGGAGAGACGCACCUUGUUCACAUAAAUCCCCCUAUAUACUCCGUACUCAGACACUAUACAAAGCACACAGCUUUUCAAACUGAUUUAUGCACCACUUGUCAGUGUUUUACAACUGUGUCAAACUGUAGCUCAUAUUUAGGCAUCAUCUGUCUUGAUCUACGCAGGAGUUUUUGUAGCUCUAGAAAUAAGCUCAGAUUGAACACGUCUGCAAACAUGUAAAAAAGAAUAAAAGACACGAUCACACAUCAGCAUUAAUAUCCAAGUCAGUCUUUCUCUAGUCCAUCUUUCCUUUAGUUUGUUCUGACUUAGUUUCUGACUUGUAUUUGAAAGGGAUCUUUGCUUUGGAAACCUGAGACUCCAAAAAAAAUUUCUGCAAGUAUUUAUGUUAUGAUGUCAGGGUGCAAUUAACUACAUUGGGUCAAAAACGUCAUUUUUGAUGGUAAUCCCGCCAAUGAGUUUUCAGCUUCAUUGACUAUUUCAAUAUAAUGAACGAAACUUUUCUCUUAAAUAUGUUCAGCCUAGGAAAAACAACACAUGGGAAAUAGUUUUGGCAUUGGGAUAGUACAAACAGUCCUGAGUUAAGAGUAGACAUAUUUAUUACUGGCAGCAAAUAGUGUGCCAGGGAGAUGAAACAGGCCAAAUCAGCAUACUGGUGUAAUGGGAUUUUACCCAUCUCCAAUAUUUUACUUUUUUUCCUGCAUCUAAAUCAAGAGUAAGAGCCAGAAAAGUCAACUGCAGGUACAGAAAUACUCUGAAAAGCAGGGAAUACACUAAAGGAAUAUAAAUUUUGACUGCAUGUGUAAAGGUGCGUGUUUGUUGGACAGGGAAGACCCCUGUGCCAAAGCCAGGCUACCCCACAGCCACCCCCCUUGCUCAUCCUUCCAGAUUAACAGCCUGUUGAAUCUUCUCAAGGAGCCAAGAGUGGAGCUGAGCCAGCGUGUUCUGUCUCUUAAUAAAUCAUAAGGCAAUUAAACACACAUUCACACAAUAACACCGGUGGAUAAACUGAACUCGUACAUGCACUGGAGCCCUUGUCUUGCACCUACUUAGGCACGCACACACACAAAUACACCCGUGGCACGUCAUUCUCCACUCUGCGUUCAUUUCAAAGCUUAGGUCCUUUUCUAUGAGGCUGUCACGUCACAAACACUCCCGGUUGCCAAGUCUCACACACAUUCAUCAGUUUGUCACCAACAUCCCCGUUUAGUCCUCCUCUUUCAUCUUUUUUUUCCUCUCUGUUUCUUUAAAGCCAGCACUUUCUUCCUGUAUUUGAUGUAUGCUUAAAAUAAAUCAUCAAUGUUUUAUUCAUCCGUUUAAACUGAACCCCAAAGGUUUUUAAAGCCUAAUUUUCUGUCCUCCUUUCCCCCUUUCAGCUGCCCCACUUCAUCAACAGCUCCCUGCCAGCUCACGACCGCACGACAGCGCUGCAGAUUGACAGCUACUUCCGCCAAGAGCUCAUAUACAAACGCAAUGAGCGCAUGGCUCGCCGUGUGUCAGCUUUGCUUCAGAGAAACCCGAACCAGACGUACUUUUUCGCUUUUGGCGCAGGUAAGAACUCUCAGAUACUUCGUGGUGAUAUUUAGGUUCAAUUUCUCCUCCCUCAGCCACAGCAGUUGACCUUUGGCCUGCUGGUUAGGAGAUGUCUCUCCAAACUGCAUACCAGAAAAUAAUGAGAAUCCAUCAUGGCAGCAAGAACAAACUGAAUCUCUAUUUAGCUUUGAAUUGUCUGUUUUUAAAAAGUCUGAUUGAAGCUGAGAGGGUGUGUUUACAUGCAAUUGUGAAGCAAAAGAGAUAUCAGCUUCGCUUUGGUCUAAAACACUCUUGCUGUCAACGCAAACGUAUGUUUACGGCGAACAAUUUGCUCUUGAUCACAUUUGGAGGCAAAAAUGCGAGAGAAAAGGACAAUUAUGGCACACAAUGAUUCCCAGACCUCUGGUAUGAAAAAAGCUGUAUGUAAACAUGCGAAUGGAGGCAAACACACACACACACACACACGCACACAAACACACACACACAGAAGUCUCAAUUACAGCCAGCUCCAACCUCAGAAAUGAAGAAACCAUGAACUGUUUGUUUCAAUUAGCAUUCCUAGCUAAUGCUGCUAAUGUUUCCUGAAUGGUGCAGUGUAUCCUGAGGGAAGCGUGCGAGUGUGUUGAGUGAGUGUGUGUGUCAACAAACCCAUGCAUGUGAGUGUGUUUGCCCACAAAAAGCAGGUGGUGGGUGGGUUUCUGUGUGUCUGUUUAUUGUAUGACUGCAAAACUGUGUUCUUGUGAAUCUGAGGGGUGGUACCGCCUCAGGGGUGUGUGUUUAUAUGAGUGCGUGUGCAUGCAUAUGUGUGUGUGUGUGUGUGAGAGAGAGAGAGCGUACAAGUAUGUGUUACAGUGUAUAAUGAAAACAGAAUGCCACGGUCCUUCCUCUGGGCUCCCUCUGCUCCUUUUGCUUUUGGACAAGGCUUUUGUUACACCGUCUUAUUGCUAAGUGUAUGUCAGCAGGGAAUGCACAAGCACAAACACACACUCAAGCAUACACAAACAGUGAUCAGAGCAUUACAGAAUUUUUGUAACUGUACAUAAUCAAGGAUGUUGCUCUGAAGUGUAUGUUGGCGUAUUACUAUGCAGAUGAUAAUAUGUUCUAUUUAUCAGUAUCUUUAUUUAUCCUGUGUAAAAACAUCAAGCCAAAAAGUUCCUGCUGUGGAGAAUAUCCCAUUUCCUGGAGUGGCUGUCCAACUACGUAAAAAGGCCAAACUAAAAACAUAAGCAUCCUCUCAUCUUAGUACAGCCAUACUCAAAUGUAGUGAAAAAACACAUCAAUCUUUUGCUUUUUUAGUGGCAUGUUGUAUAUUCAGUUGAUCAGAUAUUGUGACCUUUGUUUUGUAAAAUACUGACUAUCACAGUUUUACUGUUUCAUGAAAUUAUAAUUAACUGAAGUCAAGUAUUGUGUUGUAUUGCAGGUCACCCGGCAAUUCCCACCUCCCAAACUAGAGCUGUGAAAAAAUAAAUAUAUAAAUAAAAAGAGCAGAGCAAACUGAGAGGACACAGUUGCAAAUCUUAGCAAGAUAGAAUAAAAUGUGAAAAUAGGAUAAUAAGAAAAAAGAACAUGAACUAGAAAAGAUUACAGAAAAAAACAAAUAUAAGAUAAUAAUAUAAGAUAUAACAGAAUGAAGGAAACAACAUUGAGUUAAAAGCCAGAGUAAAAAAGCAGGUCUUGAGUUCGCUAUGGUUUGAAUGUUGACAAAGGCAGUGCUGUGAAUAAAUUUGUGAUCGUGUCUUAUUUACGAAGUGACAUUUGGAGAAACAGAAGGUAUGUAACAGUUUAUUUACCUGCAAACAGUCAUUUGCCUUGUGCUUGUCAUUUAAGACCAUAAAUCAGCCAAGAGGGACUCAAGUCUUGCCCGAUGAAAAGGAUACACUUUACUAUCGAAAGCAGCCUUGUGUUUUUAAGUUGCCCUCUGUUUAAUGUUAACCUGUCAGUAUGUUAGUAGAAUAUUAUCUCUCCUGUGUGUCAACCUUGUCUGGAUAAACUGUGGGUGAACAUGUGUCAGGUGACCACCAGGUUGUGAGUAAACAAACUGACAGCUAGUGUGAAGUGAUAAGAACCAUGAGAGUAAAAACCUGCUGGUUGCACAAUCACAUGCUUAUGCUCCGGUUCAUACAGCAUUUGUGCACACGUAUGUACACUUGAAGGAAUGCAAAACACAACAACUCAGUCUAGGUAGCUUGACACGAAUAUGGGUCAGAUUUUAUGUUCUUUGGGGUGCAGAGAAUUAUUCAAAAAUGUAUUUUUCGUCAGAGAAAUCUUCGAGCAAAGUAAUCAAUAAUUGGAACUGAUGAGUUUAGUGUCUUAAAUGGCAAAGUUAUAGGAGAUAAAUCUAAACCCUAGAAAACGUGACUUUAGUAUCAGAAAUAGCUCAGUGGAAAUAAAGCUGGACUUUAAUGCCACAGUUCUGUAACUAAUCUAUUGCGGGUCGGUUAAAAUUCAAGUUAUUCAAACUAAAUACUUUUCUCAGUGUGUCAACCAAAAACAAAAUGCAAAAGGCUUACCAAAUCAGCCUUUUUAAAGUCUCUCUCUUGCUUUAAUCACAAAGCUUCCUUUCUCUGGUCUAUUAUUUCCAUCUUUUAAACGCUGACUCAUGAUUUUACAGUCCUGUAACUGUCCCUGCCGGUUCCAGUUUCCCAUCGGCCGUAACCAGCCAUGAAAUUUUUAUCAUCCAAUGAUGCCAGGAUGUAUUAAGUGACGGCCUGGACCAGCAGAAAUCUCUCUGUGUACUUUAGCAUAUUACAGAAAUUAUGGUGGAAGUGGUCAGGCUUGCUUUGGAAAAGGAUUUUUAGCUUUUAGUCUGAUUACAAUCUCACUGCAAACCAUACUUUGAGUAAUGAAGAGAGAAGGCGAUAAAGGUGUGAGAGUUAGGAUUGUCCAGAUAUCUCUGAGAAUAAAUUCAGCCUUCGAGGAACGUAAAACAGGCGUUUUCAGAACAGCUGUGGGUGUAUAAUAAUGUGAUCACAUAAAAUCCAAUCUUUAUGGUGAGAUCUCAAAAAUCACAUUAAUAUGACGUGUAUAACUGCAGGCCAUGUGCUCAUAGCUCCACACAUACUCGUGGGUUGUAAAAUGGAAUAACCAGGGACUUGUGAUGGUCUUGGCACAGUUAACGCAAAAAGGCCUGUUAUGAUCCUCAGUUUGUGUGUGUAUUUAUCACAGUGUCAAGUGGUUGUCUCUGUGUUGAUCAGGUUACAGACUUACCCUGCAAAAGAUAAAUAUUACCAUUUAGCUGCCCUUAUCCUAGACCCCCUCAGAUCAGGCCUUAACAACGUUCAGGAUACAGAAUCAAAGCAGAGCUGUCUGGAAAAAGUCAGGGCAGUGCUCAGGUCAAAGCCCUCUGGAGUUACUGAUGUUGUAGUCCAGAUCCAGUUUUUUUUUUUUUUUCACAUGGUGAUUAAAGUGUACAGCAUGUUUUUAAAAGUGGUUUCAGCAGGAAAUCCAUUCCUGCCCAGCUCAGCACCUCACUUCCCAGCCUCCCCUUUUCCUCUUCUGUACACCUACACCUUCCUGUAAGGCAAGUGCUUUUAUUUCUACGAUAUAUGUCUGAGCACUUCCCUGAGUAGUUUCUUUCUCUUUUCCUUUGCUCUUCUACAGUUGUUACAGACGUUCUUUGUUUUCUUCACAUUCACAAACAAGUUAUUAAUAGAAACCGCGGGGGUAAAAUGGCUCUCGCAAACACUACUUAAUAAUCCUCGGCCGUAUAAGAUACUGAGCAACAUAGCACAGGUUGGAUCUUGGCCAUGGUUUUAUGAUAGCCGUGUCUCAGAGAGGCAACCCUGUUAAACUGGGAGGUUUUCCUGGGCUCAGUAAUUCAGAAUAGUCUAUAUUAUGUGGAGCUUAAAGAGGGGGUUAUUAUACGUUUUUUUUUUCCAGACUCUAUAUUAUUCCUCACUGAUACCUCUUUAACAGCUUUACAUGAUUGUCUGAUCAAAAAAGCCUCAUGUUUCCCACUCUGAUGUAUUCGAACAACCUUAUUUUAGUCUCCAUCUGAAAUGCCUCGUUUGAGCUGCUGUCUCUUUACCUCUUUUGCAAUGGUGUCAUAAGUUUAGUGAGUCUCGCUAUGUACCGUUCUGAGCAGUUUACAUUUAUUUUUUUAGAUUAUGUCAAACAUUUGUUUACCUCAUGAUUUGAAAGUUUACAUAUGUCUAGUAUGGACACCAAACAUUGUAACUUUGUACUUUUUGUUGUAAAUGUGGAAAAGCAUAAUAUCAGAAGUAAUCACUGGUUUGUUUAUCCUGAUAACUUUUACUCUAUCAAAAAUCCAAAUCCAAAUGUAUCAUUAUUACAAAAAAACAUAUUUAAUUUGAUAUAAAUAACACAUAGUAUGAAAUACAUGAAAAUUAAAUUAUUUGUAUAAUCGAAUAUAUGAUACAAUUUUGCAUUAUUUUCAAACACAGUUUAUAAAAGACUUCUCUUGCUGCAAAGAAUGGUGUUGUUAUUUUCAUAGUUAUGUAUUAUGUUAAAUUUGUUGUCUCUUCUUAUAACUGUCAACUUAAGCAGCUGAUCUGACACUGUCAGCUGCAUGCAGAUGUGUAUAAGGCUGCUUGGCUUCAUACUACAUAGUGCUGAAUGAAGAGGCUGUCUGAAGUCAAAGAUGCAAUGAAAAUGUUCUUGUAGACAGGCUGCAGUAAAACUGAAAUGUUUUAUGUAUUUGUUGUAUGAAGCUGAAACUCUGACUGGCUUCUCUACACAGGAGCCAAGUUUCAUCUCUUGUACACAGUACACUGAUAAGUUCAUCAUAAAAUACCACUUUAAAAAACACAAAACAUCCAUGAGGCUCCAGUUGAAUGUCAAGUCUUAUCUGUUCAGUAAUCUAGAUUUGUUUAUGAUUUAAUUAGGGUGACCAUACGUCCUCCUUUACCUGGACAUGUCCUCUUUUUGGGGGGGCUGACUGGGGCCUUGUCUGGAAGAGUUUAUAAAAUCCUUCAAAUGUCUGGGGUUUUGUAUGGAAGUUUUGCGCUAGUGUCGCGUGGACUUUCUGAGUUAGAAGUGCAUAAAAAACACUCGAUCUGACCCAGAAAACUCUUAAAAGUAACUACGCGCAACUCUGUGUCCUCUUUUUGGGGAUUCAGAAUAUGGUCACCCUAGAUUUAAUCACAAAUAUCUGAUUUUGGUUCUACUUCUGUCAUUCCUCUGUACUGCAACAGAAUCAGUUUAAAAAGAGAGACUCUUAAAUUAACACCAUGACUGACUGUAGGUACUGUCAGCCUUUAGCAAAUACAGACAGGGAAAUGAAAGUGACAACACAGUCUGGAUAAGCAGUUAGCUUGGAAGAAAGCUAACAGCUAAAGGCAUAUUAGGUAGCAAUUAUAAGUAUUAUUUUUUACUGCUGACUGUCAACAACUUGCCAGCCAUAACAACUUUUUAUGGGGGUGACUAAAAGCUGUCAGCCUAAUGUUUAAUCUCACAAAAUAAGCACAUGCUGUCUUGGUAAGUCAUGUCUGUAUAACAAGCAGCCAGUAAGCUAGCUCAGCACAAAAAAACAGACACAACUAAAAAUGUCAGUUUCUUUCUGGUCAUAAUGAAGUCACUUAACAAGUAUAUUUUAAAACUGCUUUCUUAUCCCUUCAGAUUUUCCGUCUUCACUCUCUUUGUCUCCUCACAGUCGCUCACUCUGCUCUGCGGUCACUGCUGUUUACUAUUACUAUCAGCAUUAUGCAACAGGAAUCAUGGGCACCUAUCGUAGCCUGACGUAAGCAUCAGAUGCGAGGCCAAGUGAGCGCAUCACUGUUUCCCCUAGGACUGAGUGACACAGCAGUGCCAGAUGAAAGCAGCACGCUUGCAGACAUGUUGGACACACAUCGGACACUUGUUCUGUUGCUAUUGUAAACAGAUACAAGCCUGGAUUCACUUUUUUCCAUCACUCGCACAACAAAAAAUGCUUCUCUAGCCACUCUCUUUCUCGAGAUCACAUGCAGAAAAUAAACAUACCCUGUCAAUUUUAUUCAUAAGUACACACAGGGGAGGGAGGAGAGGAGCGCUGCGAGGGUAGGCAGUGUUUUGUUGGAGCUCCAUGGUGUGCCUCAGCAGGUUUUCAUUUGUCAGUUCCCUGGCUGCUGCUGCCCAAGCUUAUUGAAAACAUCCCAUGGAAUUUCCUGACGCUGCCACGGCCUAGACACAGCCACUUUGCAGACGUACACACUCACACGUGUCUCUGUGUAUGUUUGCAACAUAAAGUCAUAUAAUCUGCUGAGAUAUUUAUCACCAAAAAGAGUAGUUACUGUCAAAAAUACACAUGUAGUAUUGUUUGUUUUGAAGUCUAAGCCACUUUGGACUCAUCUUCUGAGAGUCGAAUUUUGCUCGUAUGUUUGGCUCAUAAUAGCCCAUUGUGCAGGCGGAGCAGGCCCAUAUGUUUUGCAGUCGCUUGUGGUGUUGUGGUGUCGAAGUGAUGAUUGAGGGAGAGAGCAAGCUUGGCGUGCAUGUGACUCUGUCUCCGUGGCUCUUCUUCUCGUGGUGCAUAUCUGCUUUACUCAGCUCUUUGUUUUUCUACUGUCUGUCCUCCUGUUGUUGCCUCCAGUUCAGUCCGUCUUUGGCUCUUAUUUUAUCUCGAUACUUGUCUCUCCGUCUUGUCUGACACUUUAUCCGUCUUAAGCUGCUAUCUUUCUGCUCUGUCCUAUCUCUUCUUUCCAUCAACUGCUGUCUCCACUUUAUUAAACUGACGCCAUCCCUCAGUGCUGGCUCUUCUGCCUUGCGUUGCCUCGUCUGCAUAGUGCAAGAGAAUGUUAUGAAGGGCUACAGCCUAGGUAUGACAGACAGACAGAUAAAUAGACAGAUAGCCUAUCGUUGAUGCUUUCCUGCAGACACUUUGGGAUUACACGUUUGUUUUGUUUUCUAACAGGAAAGCAGUUUGGCCUUCACACAGUAGUUCGCUGCAGGGUAACAGAGCUUGUGCGUCACCAAAUAAAGCGUAAUGCUCUUGUUCAAUACAAGACGUGCUGCAGGGCCACGUUUUCCUUCCUCUCUUAAAGCCCACUAGAGUUAGAAAAAAUGAUACCAGGAGAACUGAACCCCUCUGAUCUCCCUACAAAUGCAUGCUUACUUUGGUCAUCAUUUAUUUAAAUAAAAGAAGAACUGCAUACGUUUCUUGAAAAUAUCCUUGUAAAGUUAUUACAAACAGUAGCAGAUACUGUGUGAAUCUCUUAUCUUACAAACCACUCUGUUUUUAAAAUACUAGAUUCUGGUCAAAACUCUUAAAAAUUUGCAUGAAUUCGGAAGUGAAAAGGCGAGGCAAAUGAAACACUUUUCACACACGCCACACAUAUGAAUUAAAUUCGCACAUGCAGUGUACUACCAUAGACCACCACUUUUAGAUUGAUGGUUAAUGGCUUACUAGUCACCAACAGUUAAUGAAGUCAAGAGGCAGUAAAAGAGAGCAGAAAAUUACAAGGGAAAUUAAAGAAGACUGUAGAGGUAGAAUAGUUGUUUUUUUGUUUUUUUGUUUUUUUUUUUAAUUUGCACUCGAGAAGCAUUAGGUACAAAUUUAAGAAAAAUGGCAAAAAACAUUUUUGAGAAUGAAAGUCCAGUGUUGCCAAGCAAAGGCAUCACCUAAAACUUUGUGUUUUUACAAUGUAUUAGCUUUUUUAACAAGCAAACCAACACAAAGAUCAGGAAAGAGCAAGUGUUUACUACUAAGUGAGGAUGCAUUUCAACCCAGAAAUAGUUUUUGUGUAUGUGUGACAACCAUAGACUGGAUAUACUAUGGACAACUUGGUUCCGCCUUCCGCGGGUGAGCUAUGCAAUUUUCGUACGCCCAUAGGCUGUAUCAGGUGUCAAUCAAAGAAAACAUGAACCCCCUAAAAACUUUUUAAAAAAUGGAUGUACAGAAAAAAAGAGGACUCGAGUACAAAACAGUCUUGCAGUAACUACAUGUCAACAUCGCAGGCAGGGGGGAGAAAAAAAUUAUGUUCUGUGUAAUAAAUUUCUAAAAUUUGUCCAAAGCUACACAAGGAUGGCUGGCAGAGGCGGGAUUUAUGAGUUAUUAUAUGAGCUAAUUUCAACUUUACUCUUGACAUUUCAACUUUUUGCCUGAAAUUUAUAACAAAAAGUAGUUAUUAUUCCUUAAUCUGUUGCUCUGAUGCGCUUCUGCAGAAAACAAACACUAAACAACCACAAAUCACAACUUGACAUAGGCUUUGACAGACUUAAAAAGUUACAGGGAAGAAGACCUUACAAAAAAAUGCCAAUAUAUGUUUUUAAUUCAUGUUAAUGAGAUGAAUGCUGUUGCCAUGGACAACUUGUAAGUAUAUUAAGUCAGCAAUAUACUGCAAAAUGUAUAGUUAGGUGGUGGUUAUACAAAUAACCAAUGCAAAUAAAGUCCUGAGAGAGUUGUAGAGUUGCCUCUAGUUGUAAAUUAACCCUUACUUUAGCUCAGCCAUGGUUUUAAAAUGAUCACACAAACUGACUCUGACGUAUUUCUUCAUCAUUAUUUGUAAGAAUACUUUAAACCUUCGGAAAUGAGCCGAAUUCUUUCCACCCCCCACAACAAAGCUGACCUGAUAUGUUAGCACACAUACCUUUUAACUACUUUAGCAACAAAAUUAUCCUUAAUGCACUACUCAUGUGCGGCUGAAUGGUCUUGUUUAUUGUCAGGAAUGAGUUUGCAUGGAAGUCACUUGCUCUGAGCUACACUGGUUAGAUUCCCAGCUCUAAUUAAAUCAGCACAGCUCAUUAGUGUGUUUAAAGAUUACACACUUCAUUAGCAGCUAAAAGAACAUAUUAAGGGCUUUUUAGAGCCAGUAACCGUAAUGAUACAAUUCAUAAACACAUAGAUGCCCCAGUUCUGUUUGCUUUGAUCUCCUGAGCAUUAACAUCCCGUUACGUGCGCACUGUGAGGCUGAAGAGUACAAAGGUUUCAGGCUGAGGACCUGCAGAACUGCUGAUUUCUUGCUUGGUAGUAGUUAAUUGCAUUCACCUGGUGUCCCAGGUGUAAAUCAGACACUGAUUAGAUGGUGAGAAUCAAAACCAGCUGGUCUCUGGGCCUGAGAAACAACUGAUGUAAAACACACUCACGUUGCAUAUACAGUGCAUACCAUCUGCUACACACACUAUCACAUACCUACACACUUACUUUUAUCUUUGGGCAUAAGCCGGCUGGGCAGCAUGUCUGCGUAAUGUAUGCCAGCAACAAACACACACUACACUGACACAUGCACGCAAAUAUGUGUGCUCUUAAAACGCAAACAAAAUGAUAUAUUCCAAUCAUUUUUUAUUUAUCUUUUUUUCGUGGAAAGGAAAUAUGUGGUUAACUCUCUACCUACACACAUGAAAACUCAGUGCGCUCUCUUCUUAACUGCAACUUUAUCUGAAGGGUGGAGGGGCGGAAAUGAAUCGAUGGUGCAAGAAUGAGAUGAGACAGAUAAAGGCCGCUAUGAGACAGAGCUCCAUGAGGAUGCCAAGGCCUCCUCUAUCACUUGUGUCUGUGUGUAUGUGGGUGUGUGUGUCCACAAGAAAGGAGUCUUUCUCCGCUUUAUCCCAGCAGGGAGAGAUGAUAAAGGCUGCAGCUGACAGGAACGAAAACAAACAACGAGGAUGGUUUUCAGUUCUCUCCACAGUAGGCUCAGCUCUCGUCCUCUUCUUCACCAUUUUUGUAUCUUUGUAAUUCUCCCUUUCCUCUGCGUCGUUCCCUGGGUCUGUUUGUUUUUCCCUCACCUCGCCCACUUUCUUCACUGUUUCGCUGUCCGCCAUGAGAGCUCUCCAGACUGCAGCAGUGAGCUCACACAGUCUAAAUAUUCAAACAUGGGGAAUCAUCUUAAGUCUUUCAACACUGAACCUUUGAGCUCACCCUCCAGCAUUUUUUUGGCGUGGACUUGUGUCAAGUCCGCCACAUACAGGCGUCAGCUUCUGGGUUGGAUCCCCGUUGACUCUCUUGAUCUCAAACUAGAACUUGGACAUGAGCAGUCCCAUCAACAGCUGUCAGUCAUAACACCUCUGCGCUGUGCAGGCAAACAGGAAGACAUCAUAGCACACACGCACACACACACACACACACACACACACACACACACACACACACACACACACACACACACACACACACACACACACACACACACACACACACACGCACACAGGCAGUGAAGUCAUUUCAGAGAUGAGGAAUGAGUGAAAGCUAUGGGAGUUUGAAGGAAAACACUCCAGGAUAUUCACUCUCUACAAACGCAGAGCCAUCCUGAACGUCAAAUAAAAAGCUUUCAAGGCAAAGGUUCAACUAUUUCUGAAGAGCAGUGGGCAGUUGUUGCUUCGUCUCUGCUCUGUUAAUCCAAAUGCUGCUGUGAGAUUUAUAGAGGGAUCCCAGCGCUGUAAAACUGUAAAUGGAAUUGCACAGCAUGGUGUGGGGAUGCUGGGCUUAUUAAAAUCUUUGUUGCAUUACUCACAUGUUGUUCAAGGAGAAAGCGGUGGUCGACGGGAUCUGUAGGAGAAACUCCUCGCGUACUUGAAUAAAUGUAGACAACAGAUCGUUAGCAUCGCAAUAAAUAUAUGCAGAUCAAUCAAGAAAGCUCAGAAGAGGUCACUUUGAAAAAUAUUUAAAGGGAAAUUCAGCUCAUUUAGUUUUGGAAAGUUCAUCAAGUUCAUAUUGCCUUAAGGGGUCGUAUUUGUUUAAAAAUAAAAAAAGGAGGAAAUUACCCAAAGGCCUGUUUGUGUUUGGAUGCUCAAUGAACAUAAUAGAGAACAGAGAGCAGAGGUCAUACAGGCAUCAAAACAGAAAAUAAUGAGCCUUUAAGAGACAGCAGCUAAUACAGGCAACAAGAGGAAAGGAAAAGGGACACUUAUGAAUAGAUAGGUGAUAGUGAGCCUGUCACUUUGUCCCUACAUGGUAAGUGCUUUACAGGUGUUUAAAUCAGUGUUUCACUUGCUGAGUUUUUCUAUUUUUAGCUAGCUUACUUUAAUAGUGUGGCUGCGAUUAGUUUUUUUGCCAAGGGGUUUGUGGGUUUCUUGUAUGAUACAUUUUGCCCAGUAUCUAACAUGGCUGUCAGAUUUUCAGGAAACCAACUUUGAACGAAUAUGAAAUAUGACCUGCAGGUAUUUGGAUAAAUUUGAAUUUUACAGUCUUAUCGGUGUUGGCCUUUUCAAAAGCCUCUGGCAAGGGGCCUGCCGUCCUCUGCUGGAUUAUAUGACAUGCUACUUCAGGCAGUCUGAUGUGUUGGUAAACUGUAUUAUUAUGAGUUUUAACAACUCAGUUUUGGUUAGUAUCGAUUUUGGCUGCCCACGGUGGAAAAAGAAGUCUUGGCUUUUUUGUCCUCCAAAUGCUUAUGUUUAUAUACAUGGUGAUGUUUGACAGUCAAAAUGUAUCAUUUAUUGUGAAUAUAUUAUGUGGAAAUUAUCAAUAACUGGGGUGUUUCUUCAGCUGCUUGGCUUACACUUACUCUCCGACACUGUUUUAGACAUUGAAAAUGACUGUAUAAGAACCAUCAUUCUUGUCCCUGAUGGUCUUGUUUGCUUUGGGAUAUCAUGAGAAGGCAUCAAUACGAAUUUCAGUUUCAUAAACAUUAAGAAACUCCUUAUAGAAGCUUUGGAAAUCAAGUUUUCUCAUUUUUGAGAUGCAUAUGUAUGAUAGUCAAGAUAAACUGACCAUAUUAUCCAUUAUUUUACACCUCUGCUUGUUUUUUUUUUUUAUUGGCAAGUCCAUGAAAUCAGUACCACCCACAUCUACACAUAGUAUCCUCCUUAUUUCAGUCUCAUUGUAUAUUGUUUCAGCUUGUUAAGAAUUCCAGUGCAGGCUUACAUAGAUACCGUUGUUAAGAUCAGAUAAACUCCACCAAACUGAGGUGUUCAAUAGUUUCUCCAUUAGAACCAACAGGUCGGGAGAAAUGUGUUAAUUCCUCAAGCGGAGUACAGAGACUUGUAGAAUCAUGCAUAGAGACUGUUCUGGUGGCCCAUCUUACAUGUUAGUUUUUCCUUCAAUCUUUCACCCACUUGACAUUUACACAGACAUUCACAAAUGCAUGUAGAUGAGAGGAAUUUUCUCCAUCAUCUCAGCCUGCUUAUAUACACCCUGGCACAUACUUCUAAACACUCCUAAAGAGGCACACACCCUCAUCAACUAUAAAGUGGAAGGAUUAUGAUUUUAUUUUUCCAUCUAUAUUCACUUACUUUCUUUCUUUCUCCUCGCCUUCUCGUCACUCUGUCAUCUUUUGUCACUUUUGCUCCAAUGACUGGGGAAAACAGCUUGUGUUUGUUUUGAGCACGGUGUAGCAACAGUACCCAGCAUGCAUUAUGGUCUGGUGGAGGGAGCAAGUCAGUGUAAUUAAUCUGUUAUAUCCUCCUCCUCCAUUCACAACUAGCAAUACCUCCAUCCAUCUGUCCUCUGUGUGCUCUUUCUUUUAAUUCACCACUAAAUUACCCCUUUCUAAUCUCCUUCCUCUUAUUUUCUCUUUUCAUUUCCUUACUUUUUUGUUUGUAAUUACAGUUUUUUCAUGAGGUGGUCUGCUUUUAAGCUAGUGGGAUUUCCUUCAACCACAAGUGUGCAUCAGUUGAUCCAUUGUUUACUCUUAAUAAUGUAAAACACAUUUGUUUGUGCUAAACUGAGGGAAAACACAAUUCUCUUCCUGUUUUCCUUAUUUUUCAGUCAAUCUCCUGUGCUUAAGUGGCUCACAGCUUCCACUCCCCUCCUGCACAAUGACCAGGUUUGCUCUUUGGAAGAUGUCCAGGGGGAUGUGGAAAGGGAUGGAUGAAUAGAUGAGGGAGACAUAAACAGCUGCAUGGUAAACAGAGCCUAUGAUCCAAAGAGGUAAAUGGUCCGGAGAGGUAGCAGAAGGAAAAUGCAGGCUGAAGAUAGGUGGGAGUAAAGAGGUGCUGUCAUGGCUGGAGUCAAGCCUGGGUGGCAACCGCAGAGACAUGCAGCAACUCCUUCUUUUAUAACACACACUUUGACCUUGCAUGGAGAGAGAAGACAUCGCCACGGCCAGAAAAAGCACAGGUGCUUUAAAAUGUCAUGAUUAAGUCUGGGAAAGCCAGACAGAUGAAGAGAUAGGCCUGAGACAAGAGGUGGCCAUGGUAAACACAGACAGACAGAGGGAGACAGCAGAGCACAUUAAGGUGCUACUGCAAGUGGGAAUAAGGAUUGAGAGGUUAUUAAACAGAGAAGUUACUGGGUCAUUAACUCUGCUGCCAGGGGCCAAAGGAGGGGAAACACCCUGUAAGGUAGUGUGCACACUGCAGAGAGUCAUGGUUGCUGUGUUGAAACUUCUAACUUUAAAUUAUAGUUUUUUCCUCUGAAAAUGAGUUUUAAAGCCAGAGUGAGGAUUUCUUUUACUUGUUAUGAAACAGUCUGAAACUGAUACAGCUUCACCUUUGCACUGUUUAUGUUCUAUGAAGGCAAGCAAGUAAGGUCAUCAUUUUCCUCUGGUUUUUGCUCCCAGCACAGCACUGAAACAGCCCUGCUCAGGGUCUCCAACAACUUAUUGCUUGCAGCUGAUUCUGGCUUGGACUCUUUACUAAUUCUUUUUUUGCAGAGAAAACUAAAGCAUUUGUUCAGCCUUUGAUCCAGUUGACCCCUAAGUCUUAAUCACCUGUCUGAAAUGCUGGGUUGGAUCAUUUUCCUAUUCCUCAAACAUGUCUUUUUCUGUAGUGCUUGGAAAUGCCUUCCCCCUCUCCUGCUCCUCUUUCAACUGGGAUCCCUCAGGGGUCUAUCUUGAGUCCUCUUUUGUUCACUGUACAAAUGCUUCCCCUCUGGGCAAAUCCUACAUAGGCAUGGUAUAGACUUGCCUGCUAUACAGGCGACCAAUGUCUCUCACAUUAUGUAUCCUCUUUACAAUCUCUUCUUAAAACUCAUUUCUAUUGUUUCACUUUCUCUUAUUUAGAGGCUUUAUUUAGAGGGAUCUCAAUUAUUAAUGAUAUUUUGUGAAUAUAUAUUUGCUUGAAUGUUUAUUUACCUUAUUCUUUGGUAUAUUAGAUUUGUUAGGGAUAAGUAUUUCUAGUAAUUCCCAUGUUCGGGUAAUCAAAUUACUUUAUGAGUGAUUAAUGGAGCCACUUUUUCUACACUGGAAAACAGCCCUUAAUUCUGCUGCGCUUUCCUCAUACAUAUUCCACUCUCAUAGUCGUUGUCUGCCGUCAUGGUGGCUUGUACUCCAGCCUAACAGACACCAUCAGCUCACAGAAGCUUUUCCCCUCCACAAAACUUAAUGGGAGGAUGUCUCCCAGUCACCAUUUUCAUUAUUAGCAGGCUAAUCUCCUCUGCUCUGGUAUCAUCACAUCACAUUGUCUACUUGUGAUGCCAGACUUCCUAUCAUUUUUUCUGCUGUCUUUGCCCAGUAAUUUGAGUGCAUGUGGUAAAGUACUAUCAAACUAGUAUUUCUAUGACAUAAAAGUCAUAGAAAUUAUGUUAUUUAAUGUAAAUAUUAAUAAGGUUGUUGUUGUUGUUAUCAGCAACAAAAUGGAUUGUUUCUCUGCAGAUAUUUGAUAUUUGGUUACUGCCACCAGGGGGUAGAUGUCAGAGGAAGUGUGCUUCACAAGCACAGGGUAAAAUCAGCAAAAUAGAUACAGGCACCUUUUGUCCACAGGGGGCACCAAAAUUGACACAGAUUCUAAUCCCUCACUGGGGUUUUAAAGAAUAUCCUCUUUUUUGGGUGUUGACAGCCAAGUGGUAAGAGGCUGGAAGAUUGGACGAGAUGUGAAUGUGGUUGUUAAGUAGUUUAAACCACAAUACCGCAGGUCAUGUUGCUGCUUUUUUAGCCCCGGCCACAGAUCUCUUUGCAGAUUAAUCACGGUGAUGUAAGCGAUGGAACAUAGACAGAAGAUUCUUUGUAAAACAAUGGUGCAAAGUAAUCACAGACAUGCUUUGAGCAUAUGAGUCCCUGUUGGAUAAAACUGAAGCAAAAUUUCCAAAAACUGAGUCUCCAAGAAAUCACUUUUACUUUAGUACUAUCUAUGUUAAGGAAAAUGCAACUACCUGUAACUUUAAGGAAAGAAUGAUGAUGUAAAGAGGUUGUUUAGGGUGAAUGCCGGGAAAAUGUAGAGCAGCACAGCAUAUGGUUGGGUUUAGGCAAUAAACUUUCUUUGAUUAGAGGAAGAUUGUGGUUUCAAUUAAGAGCGAGUAAGUAAAUAAACACACCCGGUAUCACGCUUCAGAUCACUUUGGACUUGUUUAAUACUUAACCAGGACCUCAUUCUUUGCCCAACAUGAGCUAAGUACAAUGAGUCCAAGCCUGAACAUUGCCAUAAAAACAUUAAUUAUAGGAAAAGAGGAGCUACUCACAGCUGCAGAAGAUCAAAUCAAUGUGUGAAUGGUGAAUUAAAUCUUUGGAAUAAUAUUUUUCUCUGUCAUUGUUAACUUUAAUUGACUGUAGCCUUCUGAAGUUGCAGGAUUUAUUUACUAUGAGUCUGUUUUUAGAUGAAACAGAAAAUUACAGCUUGUAGUACAAGUUUUUAUCAUCUGAUAAAGGAAUUUUGAACUUUACACUUGUGCUUGUAAUAACUUUAGAGAGGUGUGUUUGUUGAUAAAACAUCAGCACGCAGCGGCAGCAUGGUUUGUUGUGUACAACCAGUGCAGUCAGCCUACGAGUAGGGAUGCACCGAUCCGAUAUUUGUAUCAGAUAUUGGCUCCAAUAUUGACAAAUUAACUGGAUCAGAUAGCUGAUGAAUGACGCCAAUCCAGCGUUCCAAUCUACUUUAAUUAAUUUUUCUUUUAAUACAUGGCAGUCUUACUUCUUCUUGCUGUGUGCUAAUGUGCUAUUUGGUGUUUGUUAAUAAAUAAUUCAUAUCUGUGUUAAUUUGUUACCUUUUUUAAACAAGGCUAAUAUCAAGCCUGAUGUCUUCACUCACAGGGCAAGGUAUACAGAACAUUAAUUCAACAGUAGUAUUGGAUUGGUAUUGGAUAUCGGCCGAUACGUUAAGCCCAGGUAUGGGUAUCGAAGUGGAUCUGAAAAAAAAGCGGAUCGGUGCAUCUCUACCUACAAGUGAAACAAUCAGCAGAGGACAGAUUACAAGUCAACCGAUCCCUCAUUAAGUCAUGUCUAAUUGAGCCUUUUGUUAAGGAUGCCACAUUGAUUCCUGUCCAGAUAGUCAAAACACUAACAAACCCAGCCUACCACACACAUGCAGACACACACACCAACACAACCAGCUGUAUGGGAAGGAGAUUAUCCUUUCCCCUAGCCACUUACCAGCUCAGAAACAUGCCAUAUCAAAAUCACACAAAUGUGGUCAACACAUAAGGUUGUCAGAUGAGAAGAUCUGAGAAACUGUUUUUGUUUGUUUGACACAUUAUGCAAACUCACAGGGAACUGUGACACCCCUCGAUUUAAGGUUCAAUCAUGGAGGUUACCAAAACUUGAGAUAUUGUGGUCUUGACUCUAAGAUGGACACUUUGUUUGUGUAUGUUUGAGGGAGCACAUGUGUUUACAUGUAUUUGUAGCUUUUUGCCGUUUAUCCAUGUCCUCUUUUAGCACCACAUGAGUGUUUGCAUUGUGGGCUUGUCUGUUUGUGUAAACAGUAGGUUGUUUAAGAAGUGGGUGCAUGUUUACAGCAUCCUGCAAACAAAAAAAUGGGUAUACUGACAGGAAAAACUCAGCAGAUUGAUUGUUUACAGGAUGUCAGAUUUAUAGCAGGUGUGUCCAACAUGUGUUUGUCUGCUGGUUGUAAAGCGAAACUACUAUUUCACGGUUCAAACCCACACGCAUAUGCACUCUGCUCUGUGUGUGUUAGGCAUGACAGCAUUGGAGAGGAAAUCAAGUCAGCACAUUAAGCAGUCAGCUUGACCCCACACCCUGCAGAGCACACUGGAGGUGUUCUUCUCUGCUCACCGCCUGCAGAAAUUAAUGAAAUAGUUGCUUGACACAGAUAUGAGGGUAGUUAAAUCUGUCAGCGUUCAGUCACUGAAGGAGCUGACUUUGGCCUCAUGUUUUGUGAGGAGAAAAAAAUGAAAUAGAAAAAAUGCUGGGUGAGAAUUUAUUCUCAGUAGCUCAGUAGGUACUUGUUCAGUUGGACUCUUGCGACUGAGUAAAUCUGAGGAGACUGUAGACUGUAGCUUAGACAUGCCUGGAUGCCUUUGGAGUGGUGGGUUUAGACCACUCCUACAUGACAUAGAGAUGUUACUUUAGUGUGGCACGGAAGCAUUAACGUAGAUGAGAUUGUUAAUUAUUUCAAAGAGACAUCUCCUUAUAUCAAAAGAAGCCACUUCAGGUGGGCAUCUGAUCUGAAGGCAUUCUUCUGGUUAGGGGACACAGAAGUUGCAGGAUAUCCAAAGGAUCUCGUCCAGUCUGGGACCUCCAUGAUGGUGGUGCAAAAUGUUGAACUUCUAAAGCCUCCUACAAGAUGCAACUCAAACAGUGCUGGACCAUACUGUUCCCAUCACUACAUUGUUAGACUCACACACUGCACCCUGAAACACCAUAACAUUGAUGCCCAAGUGUGUUGUAGAAGUGCAAGAAGCAUGGCAUGAAAACACCCACAUACAGUUCCACAUACAGUAAUACACAUCACCCCCGUCUUUCUCCCAUUAUGCCUCUGUUACUACCUCUGAGUGAGCAUCAGAUGCUUUGCUUUACUGUAACACAUAGCUGAUGAAACAUAACAGGGGCAUAAAAAAUCCGCCUUGAAAUGGCAGUAGGUAAGAGCCGAUUGUGAAGAUAUGUAACUGCAGCGUAGCGAAACAAGAACACACACCCUCCUUCACACGGACAAAAACUCACACCCUCCCCUCUGUGUAAUCCCAUCUGAUCUUGCCCGACAACACUUUGUUGUUAGAAGCCUCUUUUCACUCUGCAGCCUAUCCCAGCGCUGCCUUUGAACUCUGCUGCCAAGAAAGUGUAGAACCGCGUGCCUCUUUCUUUGACUUUCAGGAAUGAUCAGGAACAUUAUGAUGAUAAAAAAUGGCAGGGGGUGAGAAGCUGAGUGGGUGCAGAGGGCCCUGACAUAAAGCUAGCAAGAGUGAAUAUUGUCAGUGUGUUGUUAAUAAUCUUCAGAAAAAGAGGUGAGGAGUGUGAGUUUGUGAAUUCCAGCAUGUGUGCAAACGUUUUCAUGAGUAGGUCCGAAAAAUGUGCUCUUCAGUCAAGAUUUGUGUCUGCGUGUGUAGCAAGGGUGAUGUCAGGCUACAUUACAACUUAUUGCCGGGUUGACUGACGUGCAGGAUUAUCGGCUGAUGAGAGAAAUCAAGAAAAGCUUUUAUCAGCGUGGGGUUGGGGCCCCCACAUGUUUGAUGUUAGUCUAAAGAAUCAUACACAUGGCAGAGUUGUAGAGGGGUGGAGUGAGGGCACAAGGUUGAGUGCUGGCAAUAUGGAGUUAUUACAGAGCAUCAAGGGGGUCCGGCAGAUAAAGAGCCAACAUGUUUUUGAACAACUUCUGUAAUCUCACAGACCCUCACAAUCCUUUUUUUAAACUUCUGUGUACAGCAGGACUUCAAUCCUACAAUGUAUUGUGAUCCCUACACAUUUGAUUUCUGGCAUAUCCAGUGUUGCUCUUGGAAUCUGAGCUGACUGCACAAGGAUUAUACUAACAGAAAGGUCAAUAUGUUAAGCCACAAGUAAUUACAAUUCAUCUUGUGGGGAAUUAAUGGCAAGUCCUUUCAACAAACAAAAGUGAACCAACUGGAGUAUCCCAGGGCUCUGUUCACGGUCCCCACCUUUUCCGUUAAACAUAAGAUUGUGGGUGGCUUGUUCACAUCCCUGAGUGAGUAGCUACUUAAAAUUCUAUUUCGAGGAAACUGGCACUGGAAAAGGAAUUUCUACACUACCACUGUGAACUCAUUUGCAACAAACCUGGGGCUGACCGUGGAUAAACUGCUGUUCUUGACAGUAAACAUGGCUGCAACAACCUGCACCCUUCAGUUCUUUCUCUAGCAUCAUAGGAUAGAACUGUUCUGCACACAGACAGCAGGGACCGGUUCCCAUUCAGGCUCUUGUUGUCUUUUUCCUAGACGAAUGGAACACUCUCCCAACACGUGUGUCUCCUUUAUAGAUUCCUAGAUUUUAGGCAGGUAGAUUUACUGGGCUUCAACUCUCCCAAGCUUCACCACUUCACAGCCCAGGCCCAUCCUACAUUAUACAAGUUCUUACACACUAGCCAUGGACAUAAAAGACAGAUUAAGAAUUUGUGUGACUUAUCCAAAAGUUGUUGGUAUAUUGUUGUCUUUCUUCUAGUUUAAAGCGUGUCUUAACUCUGGUGUGUUUCUGCUGUUAGGUCACUUCCUUGGGAACCACAGUGUGCUGGACAUCCUGAGGCAGGAGGGCUAUGAGAUCAUCCACAUGUCUCCUGAUUACCAGGAGCCAGUCCCAGAGUGAGUAUGCAGCAAAGACAGCUGAUGACAGUGCAUUUAAGAGAUGGAUUUGGGUGCAAAUCAUAUGGUAAACUCCUCUAAUAAGUCUAGACUUCGUUUAGCAUCCCAAGUUCUAAAAAGGUUGCGAAUGGCAAUAGAUGGUAUGUUAUAUUUUACCUCGACAGUUAAUGUGACUACUUUUUCUCAACAGGAGUUAUUAGUGGAGAGUUAAGCCAGAAAUCUUAAGAUCCUAUUAACCUGACAGGAUGAGAAAAGGAGGAAUGAGGUGGCUGUGACUUUUAUCAAAAGAUACAUGAUCAUUAAGAACUUAAGCUUUUGGAAUCGAGUUUUUGCGCAAUAUGAGAUCUUGCUUGUAAACAUUUAUCACCAAAGACUACAGGAGAAAGGAGGAAUGAAACAACCCUGCCAGUUAACAUUCAUCUAAUUCUCUCUGGAGUCGAGUGAAACUCCUCAAAAUUUAUUGAAAAGAAAUGGAAAUACAGUCCAAAUUGCGCCCUGCAACAAAUAAAGCUCAGCAAUGCAGGAAUUUUUUGAUACCUCAUCAACUCCCUCACCUUCCUCCCUUUCCUCUCUCUCUCCCUCUCCCUCUCUUCUGUAUGCCAAAGGCGUUUUGCCAGUAGUGGUUCUGCCUGUUCUCAGUCGCCACUUGGUACCAUGGUCAAGAUAAAAAGACAUGAGUAUGCAGGGUUAGUUGAGUGAUUCAUAGAGCAGGGAGAGGGUUUGUGCACACACAAGCUCACACAGAAGCUUGGCAUUCUGCUGUAUUUCCUCUAAAAUCUUUAUGAUAUGUGUCUAAAUAUCUCAGUGUAUGCACUCCCACAUCCCUUGGCAAAGAGUAGCUCCUCUCUCACCUCAGGGGUUGAUCUAUGGGUCUCUACAGCAGCAAGAAAAGCCAUUUGAAUCAGGGUAAAAAUGGAAAAUACAAGGCAAAACAGUGCAACAUCUCCAUCCAUCAAUUCAGUGGAGGGAUUUACAAACUUCUCACUGAAUGUAAGCAGUAAACACAGCGACCUCAUCUCCCUACGCCCUGUUUGCACAGCUCGGGGCUUCAGCCAAUGGUUCUGGUUUAAAAGCUGACAAGUGGACUGACUGACUGUGGUCACAAAACACUUGCUUAUGCUGCACCCACACACAACCACAUGACCACACAAUAAUAUGUGUACACGCACGCAGACACUUUCAGCUCACUGGCACAAGGUGAAGUGAAAGAAGAGGGAAAACACCACAAGAUAGCUGAGCCUGAGAGGUGUUUAUGAAAGCUGUUAGCCUCAGACCAGCACUGAUUGCUAAAAGGUCUUUAUGACUGAGUAUAUGACGGACCGACCGGAGGAGAGUUUGGCUCCACAGUAGCCAGACCACAGGCCCCACAGCUAUCAGCACCAUGACCAGGAUGGUUUUCAGGGCUGUAAAGUAGAAGUGCAGACUAUCAAAUUUAUGAUGACCAAGGCAAAAAAAAAAAGUGUAAGCAGUGGAAAAAGUUAAGAUCUACCUUACCUUUGAUCACACCAUGUGUGGGGAAAGUGAUGCCAAACUUUAGCAUGCACAUAGAACAUCCUGUUUUAUUAUUUUCCUCUGCUGCUUUUUUUUUUUUUUUCAUUGAACGGAGCUCACAGUAGGUUGUUUGGAUGUUCCUGUAACAUGAAGUCACACGCAAGCCAUAUUGACAGGAAAAGAACAAGAGGGAAGAAAGUAUGAGUAAUCGGUGGAAGAAAAAGGAGCACGGCAAAUGUUUUCAAAGGAGAGGCCAGUGAUUCUGGGUGGUCUGCUUUGGGCAGAUGUUAGUUUAGAUGAAAAAGUAAGGCCAUAAGAGUUACUGCUUCCUCUGAUGUUGCCUGCUGGGUAUUUCUGCCACUCAUAUAGCAUUUACAGGGCAAGGCGUCCUAAUGUGGGGCUUAUGUCCUUGAUUGAAAUUGAGAGUUGGAAAUGGAAAGCGGUGGAGUGGUCGAAAACCACAAACAAUAACAUUCACUGGCAGCCACUUUGAAAUUUCAGUCUCAUGGUUUCACAGUUUUCACUCAGUGGCACAAGAAAUGCUCCUUUUUCAUCCAUAAUUGAAAAGUUUAAGUGGAUACAUUCGACUUCACACAGGACUGAUCGGGUUAAAAACAAUAUUGGGGCUUUGAAAUUGAGCAGACUAUAAACUGACUCAUUUCCUCUCUAUCUGUCUUCCUGUUUCAGGUCUAAACCAGCUGUAGAACCUGCAGCAGGGUCCAGUGAGGAAAGCACAACUGCAACGUCUCCCACCAGCUGGCUGACCAGUCCACCAGAGACAGAGAUUGAACUGGAGGAACCGGAGGACAUGCCUGGCCUUGGAGACGAGGAACUGCCUCACAUGUUGCUCCCUGACAGCCUCAGCCAGCUGGAGGAAUUCGGCCGACACAAACGCCCUCGCAAAGCUCACCGAAGCAACCACGGGAGACCCCGCCUCUUCAGCGACCUGUGGGUUCGCAUCGGGGACAGGUGAGAAAUCCAAAAUCAGCUCACUUCAGCGCUUUAAUUUAACGUAGGCUAGAGUCAAACUGAAAAAGUUUGCAACUGAGUCGUACUUUAUACUCCCUAUCAGAGGAAUCCAGUUUGGAGCAGUGGUCAGUAUUGAUGUUGGCCCAGAUAACCUGGUUAAAUGAAGGAUUUACAGAUCUGGUCCUGAGCUUCUCUCACAGAUGCAGCCUCAUUUGGGACAUCCAGACAGUAUUAGUCAUGUUUGAUUAAAAUCUGUGUGACAAUGCCAAAUAUGCUCUCUCCAGAAACGCCUGUAAAUCAGUGCUACGUGGGGAGACGCGUUACGAGCAGGAAGAGGAAAAAGCUUCAUUACACGCAAAGAGAUCUCACUGGUCACACAGCAGUUGUAAGGAUUCAUUAUCGCCCUCGCCCACUUGUCCUAGUUGGUUUUCCAGACGUUUGGAAAACCUCCAGCAUUUGGUUCUCAUUGAACAAAAGCACAAGUGUCGAGAACUUUUAUUUUUUUACCAAUAUAGAGCUUAACUUCAGUCGCACUCAACCUCUGUCGUAUACAUCUUCUCUUUUAUGACACAAUGUGAGAUUAUAAAGGAUGAUACUUGGAAGAUUGUUGUGAUAAUAUCCCACAGUGAGAGAAGCAUCAUUGUUUCAGCACUUCUCUUAUUAGAGUUGCUGUUUUAUUACUGAUCAGUACUGGCUUUUAUUUAAAGUUAGAUUUGUUUUUUUGGCUUCUGUGGCACUUGUGCGAGAAAGGACCAAAACAUGUCUAGGCACUCUUUUGGGUGUAGGAUUCAAACCACCAGGUUAUGAUGGGUAAUUAUGUGUCAUUACAAACAGCCAUAGAAGCCUAAUUUAGAUGCUGUAAUGUAAUUUUCUUGAAAAUAAUGAUAUUCUUAGAUCCUCUGCCUUGUCUAAUUAACAGAGUAAAUCAAACAUAUUAAGUUGCAAGAGGAAAUACACACAUUUGACAAGAUGUUGCUUGUUAAAUUCUGAUUUCUGGUGUUGUCUCUGUCUACUCUAGCACCACUCCACCACCUAAUGUGAGGAUAAUCAAUGGUUAUGUGACGGUGGAGACCCCGCUGACCCAUCAAGAGCAGCGCAGACAUAUGGAGACCUUCGCCAUGGAGCAUCACCCCAAUCAAGCAUCCUUCACUCCACCUAAACCCAGCUCAGCUCAGCCCUCCUCAGCCCACAGCUCACUCUCAAUAUCAUGUAUUUUAGCCUGGCUGCUUUCACACAUGCUGUUUACCUCCUGA